Messenger RNA from Podarcis lilfordi (Lilford's wall lizard), 50948 nucleotides. The record is from the annotation of a GenBank genome assembly. NCBI's taxonomy places the organism in Eukaryota, Metazoa, Chordata, Lepidosauria, Squamata, Lacertidae.
AUGGCAACCAAAAGACGCCGUUCUUGGCCUAGCUGCCUUGAGGCGGCUUUUAGGACUGGCUUUCCAAGGGUUCGUCAGGUAAGGUUCGUGUCGGGUGAGAGAGGGGCAACAGCGGGAAGGCGGGAAGAGAUGAGUUGAAGAGGAGAGCCCCCCCAAAAAAAUAAUACGUUGCAAUGAGUUGCAGUCCUUUCCUUUGCCCUAAGGGGGAAAGCAGUCACUCGCCCCGCUAUGCAUUCUGGGAGAGCAGCACAUGGAAAGAAUCCGUCCCUCCCAUUACAUUUAGUUUGGAUCUCAAAUGUAUCCCUCAUGGCAGGACCUGAUCCGAGCCACAAAAGCCAUUUUUCUCUUCUCCCCAACUAUCAGCACAGGACUUGGGGAGGGGGAGGGGACACCACUCUUGGUUAUUGCCUAAUUCCAUUUGAUGAUUUGCAUAAAUAAGUGCUGUAAAUAAAUUUGCACAAUUAAAUGCAAUCGUUAAUUGUAUAAAUGACACUUUUAUUUAAAUGUGCUCAGGGCACUGGCACCCAGAUAGGUAGAUGGCAGAUAAUGGGGAGGGAGUCCACAGUUGCAAAUAAGAUUGCAGCUAUAAUAUCAUAAAACCCCACUGAAAUACAUACACUGGCAUUUACUGCUGAUAUAUGAGUCAGUUUGAGAUGCCAUGCAAUUACAAAAAAGUCUUGUUCACAGCAGUUUCUCCCCCACUCGCCAUUCCCAACAUCACUCAAGGAAUGACACCAAACCAUUCAAUUCUUUCUUUCUUUCUCUUUCUUUGCAUUUUCCUUUUUCUCAGCUAACCCAAGAAAAAGUUCAGCUGCAAACCAAUCGAGCGCCUAGGAAAAGUCUGCAACAUGACCCUAGUGGGGGUGUCCCGUGUCGUCCCCAGUGGGAAAGUCUACAGACAGAUAUUUGAUGAUGAGGUACAGCAAUGACAGAAGCUAGAAUACCUGAUUGGGCGGGUGGGGUGGGGGGGAAUAGCAUCACUUGAAGCAGGGAUGGGGAACUGCAGGCACAGAACUCUCCCUGGGCUACACCUCCUCUCCCAAGGCCACACCCCUGUCCAGUUUUGGUUAGUAGAUCUGCAGAUUAGUAGAUCUGCAGGUUCUAGUAAAACACACACACACAGUAGAUCCUGCAAGCCUUCGGUUUGCCCACCACUAGACUUAAACUCCAGCAGAGGCAGUUGCAAAGUUGGGUUAGAGCAGUCUUUGAAAACCUAGUGCUCUCCAGGUGUUUUGGACUAAGGUUCUCAUCAGUGCUAGCCAACACAGGGUGAAGGCUGCGUGAGAUUUGUGUCCUAAUUUUUUGUGGGAUAUCUUGCACAGGAUCACUUGGGGAGUACCUUGUUCAUUAUGGUCUGUAUCAACCAUUUUCAGAUAAUACCCUCAAAUCCAUGUGAAAACAUCUGGAGAGACUUCAACUCCAUAAACUUGUUCUGAGUAAUGGUUCUAAUUUCAUGUUGCUAUUAGACUUUUCCCAAGAAAUGACAGGCUACCUGCUAUUGUUGCAGUUCAUUGUAUUUUAAAUUACAUGUAAAAGCAAUAAAACAUAUUCUAAAAGAAGAAGAAAACUUAGCACAUUUAAGCUUUUAGGGUGUGAAACUCACCCAAACUCGCUUUAGCAUAUUCUUCUCCCUGCUGGUCUCAUAUGCCUUCAGCUUGACUGAAGACAGUGUAUACUUUCAUUCGAGGAGUGACAGGGUUUGUUCAACCUGACACAUCUCUGUACCAAGACAAAAAUGUGGCGAGUCCUUAUCUGAGAGAUGUUUGCAGAUGACGCAGCCUUGACAGUGCACUCCAAGGAAGCUUCACAAAGACACAAGCCUGCAUGAAAUUUGGCCAUACCACCAGUCUGAUGAAGACCAAUAUCCUGGGUAAGAACGCCGCCAGCACUCCACCAUCAGCACUGGUGACCACACACUUGAGGUGGUAGGCAAUUUUGUCUACCUGGGUUCUACCAUAACCAGCAACCUUUCCAUUAAUGCUGAGCUGGACAAGCAUAUUGGCAAGGCAGCUUUGGCAAUGGCUUGCCUCUCCAAAGGGUGUGGGAGAAUGUGAUGCUAACAUCUAAUACGAAGAUGAAGGACUACCAGGUUUGCUUGUUGAGCACGCUGCUAUUGCACACUGUGUGUUGACUUGUGGGCAGCUUACAAUUGCCAGGAGCAGCACCUCAACGCCUCUCACGUGCUGCAUCAGGAAGAUUUUGGGCAUCACAUGGCAAGACAGAGUUUCAAACAAAGAUGUGCUCUCCCAGGCCCGCAACCCCAGCAUGUUCACAUUCCUGUCUCAGCAACAUCUACACUGGCUUGGUCAUAUCCACAGAAUGGAAGAUGGAAGAAUCCCCAAGGACAGUGGUGUCCAAACCAGAUUUGAUGAAGUGAAGGGCCGACCCCAGGAAAUAAACUGCCACAGGGGCCAGAGUAAAUUGACCAGCAGGCCGGAUUAGGCCCCCGAAAUGGACUUUCGACGUGCCUGCCCAAGGAUGUGCUCUGCGGGGAGCUAGUUUCAUGAACCAAGCUUGUUGGCAGACCAACUCUGUGUUACAAAGAUGUCUGCAAAUGUGACAAGAAGGCUGGCAACAUCAACCCUGUGUGGGAAUUCCUUGCAGAUGACUGCAGUGCCUGGAGACAGUCAAUCUGGUCAUGGGAGGAAUGACCACUGGAAUGAGCGCAGAGGGAAGAAACACCAUAGUGCUUCUACAGCGGCACAACCAGGCACCUUCAUCUGCCCCAGCUGCAGCAAAACCUCUCUUCACCCACAAAGGCACACUCCUCUAUUGUCUCCUAAGACAGAUGAACGCCAACACAAGCUUUUGAGGACGCAUGCUCACUUCAUCACAUAGGUGAAUUGAAAUCUUAGUAUACAUGUUUGUAAGGGAGAAAAUUGUAAUGUGGGAGUUGUAUGGCAAAAUCUUUCCCCUUAUUUUUUUGCAUCUCAUUGCCAUUCAAACCCUGCCUUACAAUUUUCUCCUUUAUUCACUUGCCAACUUUCACUUCAUUAACCUUGAACAAGAUGCUUUAAUUCUAGCUAUUAAAAAAUGACAACAAUAUAUUAUGAAGAAUUAAAUCAGGGUGGGACUCAUGAAUACUUAACUUUGCUUGGCAAGUGCCCUCUAUUUCUGGUGAGUAUAAGCAUGCCCUCUUUCACCUUAAAGGAAGAGGCCUAAUUAUUUUCAUUUUGGCUUUGGCUAGAUAAACCUUGUGCGCACUCUGGGAGAAGCGAGAAGCAAGAUAGCCCAGCACAAGCUUCCACAGAUCCCAGGAACGAUUCCGCUGGUGAGGGAUGUGGAAACCUGCUCUGGCAAUGGGUUUUUAUCACAUCGUCAGCAGAUGUGGGUUGAGGGAAUGCCCAAUGAUGACGUCACUGAAAAUCCAGUGCAAUACAAGUAAGGAACAGAGUUAUGAUGUUAUUCUGUGCUGUCUACUUGACCCUUGGAACUUUUUCCAGGCCACACCCCUCAGUCACCCUUACUUCACAUCCCAAGUGUUUUGACCUGACUGGAAUGUGUUCUUGAACUCUAAUAAUGUCUCUUGCUUCAAGUUUCUCACACUCUGUUUCUAUUCCAGAGAGGCUGCAACACUGGCAUUUUUAAAGACUCAAGAAAGUGAAAAUGUUAUUGCUGCCCGGGAAGUCCGAGGACUUGCUGAAGUCAUAAGUAAAUGUUUACCAAUUUAAUUCUGGCACCAUAAUCAGUGUUUUUAGCAAAUGUGGUAUCUUUCAUUUAUGCAGACUACCAGCUAUACUACUGCAAAGUACUCUGCUUGGGGCUUCCUUUGAAGAUAGCUCAGUAACCGCAGCCAGUGCAGAACAUCACUGCUCAGUUUUUGGCCAAUACCUUGCCAGUUGCACUGGUGGCCACUGCAUUCUCACACUCAGUUCAACCUGAUGGUGAUAGUCUUUAAAACCCAAAAUUGUUUUGCCGAUAGUAACACCUUGAACCUAGGCUGUUACCAAAUGGGCCACAAGUGCAGAUCUCUGAGCAGAAGUCUCCUGACGGGGCCUCCUGUCAACAACCAUGCUGCAGCAUUCUGCACUAACUUUAGUUUCAAACCCACACAGAGUUGACUGCAGUAAUCCAAUCUUGAAGUCACCAAUGCCUGAACUAUUGUGGUCAAGCCCUCCCUUUUUAUUGUCUGUAAGCCACUUAUAUGUUUUAUUACAGUUAGUUAAAUAAAAGAAUGAGUAACUAUGAACUUGUGCAUAAAACUGAAGAUGGAACUAAAAUGUGGCAGGCUUCUUUAGCAGCAUGAGAAUGUCAGCUAACCCAGUGGUUUUGUAAAAAAACUCCAAAGCACGUUACUCUCUCUUUAUGCUAGCCUGGAAUGAGUUCUACAGCUGUGCAUACAGUCUAAUCUCCCUCCCUCCCUCCCAGUUCCUGAGAAGAAAAACAGUGACAUUGUGGAACGUAUCUCAGAGAGCAGGAGGUGCCGUUACGAAGAGACGGUGGUGACGCUACGGCAGGAAUUGGCACGCGUUGGGAAGGUAGGCAGCCCCCUUCACCAGUUUAGUGCAUCACUAUUGAUAGUACUAGGGAUGGGAUAAUCUGUCUAUUUGCAAUGUGAAGCCAAUGUGGUGUAGUGGCUUGAGUGCUGGACUAGGACCUGGAAGACUAGGGUUCAAAUUUAUCCACUUCGCCAUGGAGGUCUCUGAGUGACCUUGGGCUAGCCACUCACUUAUGUGACACAUUUUUCUAAUACAUACAUAUUGAUGCACAUUGUUUCGUCCAAGCCUUGUUUCGUCCAAGCGUAACAUAACUCACAGGGUUGUUGCUGUGAAGAUAAAAUGGGGAGAAGGAGAACCAUGAACAUCACAUUGAGCUUCUUGGAGGAAGGGUGGGAUAUAAAUGUAAUAAAGAAAUAAAAUUCAGUUCUCUCCGUUUCUCAUUUCUUUCUAUCUUAAAUUCAGUUUUCCACUUUUUGCAACAAUUUGUGAAUCUUUGCUUUAAAUCCUCGUGAAAAUACGCUACUUCUUUAGUACGGCUCUCUCCAAAUGUUUUGUGUUCAGUUUUGACUAUAUAGUUUUAUGCAAGAAAUUCCCCCUUAGGUGCAUUUUCAUUUUAUUUUUCAGUUAUGUGACACAUUUUUCUAAUACAUACAUAUUGAUGCACAUUGUUUCGUCCAAGCCUUGGCAAGUGUUACCCACCAGAUCAUCUUCUCUGUUUCAGGAAAUGGAGGUGUGUUUCUUGGAGCCUGGGAAGCUAUUUCUGACCAAGCUGUCAGAAUCCGAUCGCACUAUUGAGUCCCUUUUCCAAGUUUCCGCUGAGAACCUUCACUUGGAGACUUACACCAUGGAGGUGAGGGAGUGCCUUGCAACUCAAACUCAAACAGGGCUUGAAUGCUGCCUGCCACCUUUUCUUGCCCCUCUGGCUGAUACUUCUGGUCACCCUAGAUCCACACUGCUUAGCAACAGGGAUGAAGGGCCUGGCAGUCACUGUGGGUAGCAGAAUAAGGCAUGCUGGAGAUAGGAACAUAGGAAGCUGACAUACUGCAUCAUCCCAUUGACUCAUUUAGCUCAGUAUUGUCUACACUGACUGGCAGCGGCUUUCCACGGUUUCAAGUUGGAAGUCUCUCCCAAACUUACCUGGAGAUCCCAGGGCUUGAACCUAGGAACAUGGAGAACUUCCUUAUACUGAAUCAGAACUAUGUCUCUUUCUACCUCAGUCUUGUCUACACUGACUGGCAGCAGCUUUCCAGAAAGGGAGGCAAGGGAUAUUCCCAGCCCUACCUGGAGAUGCCAGGGAUCGAACCUGGGGACUUCCGCAUGCAAAACAGAUGGGCUGCUGCUCAGCUACAGCCCUUUCCAGAAACAUAGAAAGCUGCCUUAUAUAGAGUCAGACCACUGGUCCAUUUAGCUCAGUAUUGUUUACACUGACUGACAGCAGCUUUCCAAGGUUUCAAGCAGGGGCAUUACCAGCCCUACCUGGAGAUGCCAGCAAUUGACUCUGGGACCUCCUGCAUGCAAAGCAGAUGCUCUACUAAGCUACAGCCCUUCCCUCCAAAGGCUGACACAUGGGCGUAGCUGGGGGGGGGCAGAGGGGCAGCUGGCCCCCUAAAUCAAUACAAAUCAGUACGAAUAUGAGGUUCUCCCCCCCCCCAACAAAAGCCUGCCUCCCCAACAAAAAUCCUGGCUACGCCCAUGUCAGUGAACAGAACAGUGGGAUGGGUUGAAAGGAUCUGGCAUGCCAACAAAGACCAUAGAACAGACUUCAUCUUUUUCUUGAUAACUUUUAAACAAUAUAGGGUUCCACCUCAGCUCCCCUGUGUGGAAUCCACAUCCCAUUUCUACCUUGCAGGACUUUGAGAGAAUGUGGAACCUUGUCUCCAAGGAGACCUUAAAAAGAAGGCAGUGGAUUAGAGAGCUGGACAAAGCCUUACUCAAGGCAGAGGUAGAUCGAGCUGAACGGGUAAGUACAAGAAGAUGCUAACAGAGAGUACAUGAAUGAUUGUGGGGGGUGCUGCUGUAUGCCUUCCAUCAGCAUGUUGCCCAGAAGGAAAUCCAGCCCUUGGAGCUGGAAAAAGUUCCCCACCCUUGCUAUGGCUCCUUGAAAGGGUCAGAAAUAGUUGUUUCUUGCUGGCGCAUGUGUCUUUUUAGGAACUGCCCUCUUCAGUGAGAUGGUGGAGGUUUGUCUCUUUAGGUGAAUGGGGCAUUGCCUCACCACUCUCAUUCUGUCUUCAGCCAAUUCGCACCUGCCUUCCUCCUUACUUACAGUGAGUCUAGGGGGUGCCCCAGCUGUUAGCUUCCCCCUGCAUAGACUCAAAGUGCCCCUUGUGGAACUCAUCAGGGAGAAUGAUGAGAAUAAAAGCUAGAAUUGGUUGGCUCUGCCUGUCAUUGACUCUGGUUCUACUUAUCAUUGGCUAUGGCUCUGCCUACACUACAGCCCAGUGGGGUGGUCCCCCAGCAUGUCCCUAGCAAUCUCAGCAGAGAGGUGUCCUCACCAUCCUGAACACUUUUCUUACCCCCUCCCUCUGCUUUGUUUCCAGAUCAAACUUUUGUUGAACAAAUAUAAUAAGAUCCUGGAUGACAUUUCCUAUUUCCUACCCUCUGAUGUCCACAGGUUCAUUCACAAGGAAGCCAUGGUAAAACCUUUCUGCUUGAUACCUGAAAUUCUCCAGUAAGAUAACUACAGGUUUUGCUUGAUCCCACCCCCCAACCCUGUAGUUCGGGAAAGAUUGAAAGUGGGCAUAUUUGCAAACCUAAUUUGGGUAGCAGAAUUGGGCAUUUUAAAAUAAAAUUGUGGUGACAGAGAGAGAGAGAGGCUAUGUGCAAGAUUAGCACAGCAACCAGGAAAGAGGGAUGGGAUCCCUGAGAUAUUCUACGUGAAAGGAGCAGAGAGACAAGACAAGGACACGUUUGCCCUGGUGUCCCCAGCACGGCGCCAAGGGUGCACAGGUGCCUGUGAUACCUCAAAACCCUCUGCACUCUUCUUCCUCUCCACUUCUUUUUUAUCAGAAACUAUCUUUUCCCCCUCUUUGGAAGUGAGAAAGGAGUGAAGAAAGCAGACUGACCAAGAGGGGAGGAGGAACCUACUCUGGGCAUCUCUGCUUUCUGCCCCAUCAAGUCCCAGUGGGUUACCAGCCACCAUUGUAAUGGCACUAGAGAACAAUUAAGGGAUGCAUCUAGCUAAGGUUUAUUCAGAGUAGACUCCUUUAGAUUACUGUACCUAAAUUUGUCUUGCCCAUCAUGUCCUCUGGGUUGAACCAACUAAUCUGAAGUCUUCAUCUCCUUGAAAAAGAGAGAUUCCCUUGCUACUCUCAUCUACAUCUUCCAAUUCCAGAUGAUCAACCAAGCCCUGCUGGCCAAUCGGAGAGCAAUAGCCAAGCUGUUUGUCAACCUGAUGGAGGCAGACCUGAAAGGAGACAUCUUCUAUCAUCGCAAACUGGAGGAGAGAAUAAAGACCUGGAGAGCCAAAUGGAAGCAGAAAAUAAUUUACAGUUUCAGGUCUGAAAUUUCAUUUAUUUAUUUAUUUAGAGUAUUUGUACUUUGCUCUUUAUGUAAAAGUGGUUCCCAGGUGUCAGGGAACUGCCAUCGGAGCUGGAAGCGGAGGGGAGGCUCCAAAGGGAUGGCGGAGAGGGUCCCAGUAGGGAGAGAGGGAACCCGUCUGCUGGGGAAGGAAAUCAGCGUAACACCAGUAGAGAAGGGGGGCAGAUGGGGGAAUCGGGGAGGAGGCUCCAAGACUCCUCGCCGGAGACCAGCGGAGAGAGUACGGGUCCUCCACUGCCCACACCCUCCCUGCGCAGAAGACUUCCGCGCAGGGAGAGUAGGAGGAGACUUGGCGUCAAGGAACUUUUGUGCUGGAAAAGGUUUAAGAAACGCCCACUGACGGAUUCUGCCAGCGACUGAGACAGUCACGUUGCUGGAGGCUGUUCAGUCAGAAAGGGUUAACCAGGUAACCUAGCCAGGAGUGGCGGCAACUUACGCACGAGCAACCCCUAAACCCAUUACAGCAGGUUUGCAUACAAUUGGUUAAAACAAGACAGUCCCUGUCCUCAGGCUUCACAACACACAAGGAGAAAGGGAGAGGAUGGGAAGAGGGUGGAAAUCAAGCUCGGGAUCCAGUUCUUAAACAGUUGUUUUUAUAAUGGCCAGCUAUCAUAGUUCACACAUAGUUCACAGAUAGAAGGUGCUUAACAGAGCUGGUCUUUUGGUGAACUCUGCUUCUCAUCUCUCCCACUGAGGCAGACUGAUUGAAUGGUUGCCCCCAGAUGGCAGUUUGGGGGAAAGAAGGCAUGAUGGAGCAGGAGAUUUGGGCAGUAUAAGAUGGGUGUGGCUUUUCAAUUGCACAGUAUCCCUUGCAAAAAAGGAAGCCCACAUUUAAUGUUUUUUGUCAUGUCCUGUAGACAGUUCAUGGAAAGUGAAAGAAUACGGCACCCGAGUGCUGUGAAUGUGGAGCUGGAGAACAUGCUACAAGAUCAAAAAUCACUCACUGAGAAGAGAACAGCACUGUUAUAUUCUCUGGGGUAGGUGAACAGGAGAAUAAAAUGUAACUUCUCAUUCCUAAGAACGUAAGAAUAGCUUCCCUGCUGGAUCAGGCCAAAGAUGCUUUUAUUCCAGUAUCCUGUUCUAAUAGCAGCCAACCAGAUGCAUUGUGGGAAGCUCACAAGCAGGACCUGAGCAUAACAGUAACUCUCCCCUUAUGAUUACCAGCAACUGGUAUUCAGAGGCAUAUUACCUCCCACAGUGCAGACAGAACAAAGCCACCCUGGCUUGUAGUAGUGAUGUUUUGAUGGUGUCAAAUUAUGGGUGGUUGGCCGAUGUGUAUGUAGGUCAGGGACUUUAACAUUUUACUUCCCCCUAUGGUCCCAAACCAUAUUAUCCCCACCCCCCAUGCCAAUAAUUUGCACAGGACUUUUUCCUUAUGCAACCUGUGGGGAGGACUCCAAAUUAGGGCCGUGGGGGGCAGAGGCAGUGGUGGAGCUUCAUGCUCCAGCACCAGGGGGUGGAGAGCAGGUGGGGGCGGGGCUGGCGUGCGUCCCAGGGGCGUGACACGUCACCUGUGGGGGCGUGGCACCCAGCGCAGGUGGGGGGCAGCCGCAAUGGCACCCUACCAGGAUCGCGCUGCCGGGGACGGUGCGCUCCCCCCCAUUCCUCAGUGGUGGAGGGCAUCCAAUGUUGUCAGUUUGUAUAAAAGAAACAACCACCUGCACAUAUACAGGCAAAUAUAGAACUCUUAACAACCUGGGCUGUAUCCAAUGUUAGCCAUAAUCAAAGUAAGCCCACUGAAGUUAAUGACAGAUUUAGACCCAUUAGUUUCCGUGGGCCUACCUGGUAAGUAUAGAAUCAUAGAAUUGUAGAGUUGAAAACAUCCUCAAGGGUCAUCUAGUCUAACCCCCUGCAAUGCAGGAAUCACAGUAUUCUAGGACAAACAUGGGAUAAAACCUGUUGUUCAGUUUUUCCAGUUGGCUCCCUGUAUCACCCAACUCCAGGGUUAGCAGUAGGAGUGUUGUCAGCCAAACUACGUGAAAGGAAGGGGAAAUCUGCUACCUCCACUUGUCUCCACUGAGCCCCCAGUCCCGGCCCACAAAUUUCCAGAUUUUCUCCUACGCCCAAACAACACAAUCCCCCCUUCAGCUUUCCCUGAAAAAGGUUCUCUGUGGAACUUUCAGCUCAGCUAUAUAACUAAUAUGUGACCAGUGUAAACUGGGACCCAAAUGAAUUUUAAGAUUUGUCAUGCAGACCUCAAGAGCUUUAUGUGCUAAGUGUUUCCCUCUCUCUUGUCUUUUUAGCAAUAUGCUGCCUUUGAUGCAAUCCAAGGCUGAAUUAAAUGAGUGGUAUGAAUCUGUGGUGGCUUUAAAUAAGCGGAUAGGUAAGGAACAAAAGUUUUGCUAUUGUUAUUUAGAGCAGCAAUUUAUAUCUUUACCAGAUUUCCUAACUAUAACCCUUCACUUUAAGGUCUCAGGGCAGGCUACAAGAAUAUAAUAUACCAUUAUAGAAAUAAGAUGAAAUCUUUAUAAUGAUAAACACAAGUAAAGCUGUUCAGAUGGAACAAGCAGUGCUCCACAUGUUCACAAACAGAAAUAUGUGAAUAUUUCAUAUUCAAUCUUGUAACCACCAAAUCCAAUCUUGUGUUAAUUUUAAUUUUUGUCUCAAGAUACCCACAAUGUCCAAUACUUAAUGAAAAUCCGCCUCCAGUACGAGAAAGUUUGCCAGGAGUGUUUGUCAAAGGUGCAGGAGUGUAAGGUUAGUGGGCCAAUCAGUUUUGUUGAAAAUAUGUGGAUUCUGUUUUUUAGCCUGACUACAGAUGAGAAUAAGAGAAAAUCUGUUGUUGUUGUUGUUGUUGUUGUUGUUGUUGUUGUUGUUGUUGUUUACCCACCCUUCACUCUAAGGUCCCAGGGCAAAUUAAAACAAUCAAAACACAACAUUAAAAGCAUUUUAAAACAACUUACCAUCACAGUAAUAAGAUAGGCCCUAAUAUAUACAUCUCAAGUGUCAGGAGCCAGUUUAAAGAGGUGUGCCUUCAGCAUAUAGAUGGCAAUAUAGAUAUUUUUGAAGACUGUAAUGACUAAUGAUCUGGAAGGGAAGAUGAUGUAAGAUGUAAACUCCCCACUGCCAGAUCUUAGAUCAGGAUAGCCAUUGUAGUGUACCUUCAAGUGUUGUCAGACUACAACUCCUAUUAGCCCCAGCCAUCAUGGCCAGUGGUCAGGCAUGAAGGGAGUUGGAGUCCAACCAUACCUGAUUUGACAGGUGAGCAGGAUUGCCUACCUGUCAGCAACCUACAUUAUUGUAACACUAGCCUCAAAGAGGGUUGCUGUCAGCAAACUUACAUUCCCGCCCCCCCUCGCAGACCAGAAAAGCUCAAAGCCUAUUGACAUCAGGCAGUGUCAGGGCAGGUGUCAGGAGCAAGCAAUAAUUCACAUGAUGUAAGGAAAGUUAACUCUCUUUAGUCAAAGAAACAAAACAGUUCAUGAGGCCAGGCCUAGUGAGCACAGCAACUUUUUCCAGCAGCUCUUGCCUCAGUGAGGCAGUUGUGAGGACUGAAGGUCCCUGUCUUCCCACAGCUCCCUAAAUUUCCUCCUCCCCAUGGUCCUUCUUAAGCAAUCUGUGCCUUGUCUGUCUUUGCUCCACCAUCUUCAUCCCUCUUCUGGUUCUGGGAGACCGGGGGGUGGGCGGGCGGAGCUGGUCAUAGCAGAAGGGGGAGAACCCCAGGCUUCUUCAGCAGCCCAUCUCAGUCCUGCCUCUUGGCCCCCCUCCUCUCCAGCCUCAUCUUCUGCCUCUGGUUCUGGACUGCCCUCUGCCCCAACUUCUUCCUGCUCACUACACCCUGUUACCUUUUCUGCUUCUGACACCUCCUUCUCCCAGUCUGCUCUCUCUUCUCUCUCUGACAACUCAUCAUUGUCCCACCACCAGUCCUCAGGUUCUGAACCUUUGUCCCUUAAGGGUCCCCAGCUGGUGCCUCCCACCAGUCCUGUGCAUCCAUGACAGGCUGACACACCUUCGCUGUACCCUUUUCGGCACCUGAUAAAAACGGUUUUGUUUAGACAAGUCCACCCAGGUAUUUAGAAAGUUGGUGUGAGUUUUAAUCUGUUCUUAGUUUAUUGUUAUUUGAAUGCUUUGAAAAUCUUAAAUUAUCAUUGUUAAAUCUUCUUAUUGAUCAUUUUGUUGUUUUAUCUUUUUUUGUAAACUGCUUUGAGGGGGUUGUUGUUGUUUUUACAAUCAAGCAGUAUAUACAUUUUGUAAAAUAAAUAAAUGAAAAGUGACUAACUUCUAGUGUGGAUUAGCGAACCCUACUUGCCAAGGAACAAGUGGCAGUGCACCUUAAGCUCCUGAUCAUCCUUUUGCAUCCACAUUUUUAGUUGCUCCACACCUGAUGUCAUCUAUGAUGGAAGUGGGUGUGGUUUGCAGGGAAAUGGUAUCAUGGGCCACAUUGCAACACUUACCAGACCUCAUGUGGUCCAUGAGCCCUGCUGUAAAUGAAAAGCGAUAUUAAUUCAUAAUAACUGAAACACAUUGGUGGAGUCAAGGCUGCAUAUUUAUGAACUUCACUACUAAUAAUGCUUUCUCCCUCUCCAAUUUUAGAACAAACUGAUAGAUAAGAAAAUCUGCACAGAAAAAGAGGCUGAAAGGAUUGUGAAUCCAAAUUUCUACCAGUUAGUUGGGAAGUUGCAGAGUCGCUUUGAGCAGGAAGUAGAAAUGAUGGACGUAAGUUUGCCAGUGUCUCUUCCUAACACGUUUCCUGCAACACAUCCUAGCAGGAUCAGAGUAGCAGAAAUGAACCUGCUGCAACUCAAAUUGAGAGAACCCAUGGUCUGUGUAGCAGUUCUCCUUGUGGGUCAGAUGUGGCCCUCAAGGCCUCUGCAUUUGGCCCUCAGGACCAGUGGCCAAAACUGAAAUAUGAAAGCUAGGCGCUAAAUGGCACCUUAAACCUAGGUUAUGGGCACAACUACAGAAUGUUUACGCGCUUUUUUUAUAACAAGAAUACAAAGUUGAAAAUGAAUGAACUGCAGCUAAAAUAUUAUGUUCAUUUUUCACAUGGUCUAGUCCUUCCCCUGCCCACCUCCCCUAAUAUUCUUAAGAGGGUCUCUUCUCCAGUCUUCAGAGAAUAGCUGGCAGUGGGGAGGCAGAAAAAGGUCCUUUCCUUGCACUCUGCAGUUUUAAUCUGAAAUCUUAGCUCAGAAACUGUCUGCGCUAAUGACAUUCCCUGUUGCAAAAUGCACUUAUGACAAUGGGAGUUUCGAACACUGCUCAGGGCUCUUCCCACAUCACACCUUUUCCCUAGGCACCCUUCUCUCCCUGAGCCACACUCUUCACCAGUUCCUCCCUAGCAUUAUCUAUCAGGCUGUCUAGGCAAUGCAACCCAGAUGCCUCAACUGGCACCUUUGAGAUGCAUUCCUCUAUUUUAUUUAUGUCACUGGAUGUUUCCUUGGGAGGAGGAGCAGAGGCAUCUUUCCUAUUGGGCUUACUGGUGCCUUGCGCCAGGGCGCUGUCCUCUCAGGGGAGCCCUAGCGAGUGGGGGAGCUGCACAGCUUUGCCAGUGGCCUCCCCUUUCCCUGCACCCACCAGCUGCACCUUGCCAACCAUAUGGCUGGCGGGCAUGCAGCUUGCCUUCCAAGCCUCCGCAGGAAGAGAGCAAUCCCUGCAGAGGCUUCAGGUGGAAGCUGUGCCCCGCCAGCUAUAUGGCUGGCAGGCAUGCAGCGCUCUCUUUCUCUCUCUCUCUCUCUCUCUCUCUCUCUUUCUCUCUCUUUCGCCUGCCCAGCCUGUGGGAAGAGGGAGGUGGGUGAUGGCGAGGCCACGGAGCUUCCGCGCUGGGUUUGCAGCCCUGUUUGCAAGGUCCCCUUGCCCGUCCUGUUCAGCUACAUCUAGCCCGAGCUGCGAGUAGCAGCAACUGCUGCCCUUGUUUCUCUCUCUCCCUGGAAUCCUGCCCUGUGUUUAAUGUUAUGGGCAACUCUAUCCUGGGGAAGGGAAGCCUCCUCCCUUCGCUUUUCUUUUUCUUCUUCUUCUUCCUCCUCCUUGGGGGUGGGCUCCUUCUCUGCCCCCCCCCCACCAACAAGGUCCCUAGGGAUUGUAAAGCAAGCCAGACCAUUUAGCACCGACCCCAUUCAUUCCAGCAUCUAGCCACCACCCACUCCAAGCCCUGCAAAAAAUAUCAUCACCAUUAUUAUUAUUAUUAUUACUAUUAUUAUUAUUAUUAUUAUUAUUACUACUACUACUACUACUGCCCUCCCCCCAUAGAUAUCAGGGUGGCUCAUAGCCUGAAACUACGGUACUAAGCACAUGCUAAAAACUAGAACAAAGGCAAACCAAACCAAGCCAGCAACCCUCCUUCUCCCUUAUUUGUGAAACAAGCCUGUUAAUUGCCUAUCCAACUAAAAAAAAAAAGGCACUGAAGGUUUUUGAGAUCAAUGCAAUCUAAAAAGCAUUGCAGGGGGUUGGGCUAGAUGACCUGCAGGGUCCCUUCCAAUUCUACGUUUUUCUGAAAAACGCACACACACAUAACCCAACUAUGGUCCCUCUGUAGUCCUCGCCCCAAGCAACUGUGUGUGAGUCUUGCUCCCCAGAAAGUGUGCCUUGUCUUGCUAGCUGUGGUUUUUGGUCUCUCGUCAGCCCUCUCCCCCCAAUCUAUUCAUAUUCCUUUCUCCCUAAUCUCCAAUAUUACAUUUUGGUUGAGACUUGAAACAGAAAGCCCUAAUUCCCAACUGUGUUUCUUGCUGCAGUCCUACUGUCUACUCAGAAGUAAGGUCCUAUUAGAUUCAGCAGGGCUUACUCUCAGGUAAGUGCGGUUAGAGCUGCAGCCUUUGUGACUCAAGUUUUGGGUCAUUUUUAGGUUCAGGAUGUCACUGCUUUACACCCACUCCCCACAAUAUUUGAAAACGUCAGCUUUGUACUUAAACACAAACUGGCCGGGAACUUCGUUGUCUGUGUCUUUAUUAAUUUAUUUAAAGAAAGGAUGAAUUAGAAGAACUGCUGAGUCUUGAAUGAGUGUUGCUUUGGAAUUGAGGACUUCAUUAGAUUUUCUUAGAGAUAAUGUGUAAGUGUGGUGUCAGCUCCCCAAAAAAAGGUCAACAACUCUGGGAAACGGGGGGACGCCAGAGGGAUCUUUGCACCACAGCGGCGGAUAUGCUUAAGACAGCCCUGAGGAGGAGAUUGUGAAUAAGAUUGGUCCUCGCUGAUUUACAUUGGGCCUUACCCACCCUCAGCUAAAUGCUGAUUGCAUCUGCUAACAAAAAUCCUAAAUCACAAAUUAUUUCCAUUUGAUUUCUCUCCAGGACCACCUAGAACAGUUGGUUAAGCACACAGAAAUCAACUGCAGGAAUGUCUACCAGUACUUCCAGGAUGCUCUCACUCUCUUUGAUACCCACAAAUGCAACCUUGUUCGUCAUGAAAAUGAGCUUCACAGUAAAAUGAACGAAUGCCGAAACAAGCACGAAAAUCUAAACAAGGUCAGAGCAGGGGUCUGGUUCAGUGAGGGGUGAGAGGACAGAGAAUACAAUAUGGGAGGCUGUAUCAGAGAUCUUGGUGGGGACAGAAAGAAGAAAGGUUGUUGGCAAAUCUGCAUGAACUCUUGCAUCUUGAAUCAGCCAUGUGCAUUUGCAAAAUUUAUUUGCACAAUAUGAUCUGCAAUUUUUAUUUUCACGUGAUUUUGCUUUGGCUUAGUCUAUGGAGAAAAGCAAGAACAUCAAGAGAGCUCUACUGGAUCAGGCCAAAGGUCCACUUAGUCCAGCAUCCUGUUCUCACCCAGUCAGCUCUGGGACUGAGGGGGGGGAUUUGAACCCUGAUCUCCUGGUCCUAGCCUGACACUCUAUGUCUAUGGCACCACAUUGACUCUGAUAACAUAAGAGCAUAAGAAGAGCCUGACUUCUGGCCCAUCAUAGUCCAACAUCCUCUUCUCAUAGUAGCCAAUCAGAUGCCACAGUGGGAAGCCCACACUCAGGACAUGAGCAGAGCGCUCUCCCUACUUGUGAUUCCCAGCUGGUGGUACUCAAGAGUCAUACUGCCUUUGACAGCCAUCAUGGCUAGUUGCCACCCAUAUCCUUAACCUCCUCCUUGAAUUUGUCCAGUCGUCUUUUGAAGCCAUCCUAGUUGGUAGCGCUCACCGCCUCCUGUGGAAGUGAAUCCCAUAGUUUAACUUUGUGCUGUGUGAAGAAGUCCUUCCUUUUACCUGCCAUGACUCUUCCAAAAGUUUCCCUCAUUGGACAGACAGCCCUGGAUUCUAGCAUUAUGAAAGAGGGAGAAAAGACCUCUCCAUAUCCAUUUCCCCCCAAACUAUACAUAAUUAUGUGCACCUCUAUCAUGUUUCCGCUUUUUCAGCUUUUCUCUAAAGUAAACUGCAUAGUGACUCCCUUUUCUCUUAAAUAAGCUUAACUAAACUACAUAGUUAUUGUUUGUAGCGCUGUAUUCUCUUCUGUUUUUUAAAUUUACUUUAUGUUUCAGAACAAAUGUUUUCCCAAACUAGCUUACAGUCAGUAUCCUAAAUACAUUUUUAAAUCACAGUCUAAUAAUUUCAGACAAUGAAUAAACAAAAGCAAACACAAAAUUUGGGAACAGUAUCACAAAAAUGCUGACUUAAUAUAUUUUUAAAAAUUCUUUAGCACCUUGUAGUGGUUCUAGGGGUUGCUCGUGCGUAAGCCGGUGCCAACACCUGGCUGGGUUGCCUGAGUGAACCUUUUCUGUUUGGACAGCCACUCACCUGUGGCUGUCUCAAUCGCUGGCAGAAUCCGUCAGUGGGCAUUUCUUAAACUUCUUCCAGCAAAGAAGCUCUUUGACGCCUAGUCUCCUCCUACUCUCUCUGCGCAAAAGCCUUCUGCGCAAGGAGGGCGUAGGCAGCGGAGGACCCCUACUCUCCCCGCUGGUCCCCGGCAAGGAGUCAUGGGACCGCCUCGCCACUUCCCCCAUCUGCCCCCCUUAUCCACUGGUGCUACGCUGAUUCUCUUCCCCAGAAGAUGGGCUGCCUCUCCCAAUCCCGGGACGCUCUCUGGAAUCCCUCUGGAUCUUGCUCUCUCCCUCCGGCACUGAUGGCAGUUCCCUGACACACCUCUUGACCAAUUACUGAAUGUUUCCCUGAAUAUCAGUAUGCUUUUUAAUCAUUUGAUUGGUUACCUUAUAAAACAACAACUGCAUAUUGGCAGAUAGUCAGCUUAGCUAGAUUCUUUUAGAAAUUGAAAGAUGUGUGAAAUAACUUACGAUUUUAGAAAACUCAAUCUGCUGCUCACUGUAAGGCUGCCUUAUAACUGUUUUAAUUUUUAUACCCUCUGAACACACCAGUCCCAAAGUAGCUUGGAGCAGCAGUGGAAAUAAACUCCAGCCUGAAUCAAUUCAAGUUUUAGAUGGUUUAUCUGCCCUGCCCCAAGUAAUUAAGCCUUCUAGCAUUAACCAUUCUAAUGCCGACUGCUUCCUUCCAUAUGGAGCCAGCUAAGGGAACUUAAUCUGGAUGUGACCGUGGACAAACUGAGGACCCAAAGUUCUGAUGAAAAACUGAAGGCCCAGCUGGAGAAGGUUUAUGCUGUUUUGGACUUCAUUCGAGCUGGGUAUGUUUCAAGCAGUGCAGGUGGCAGAGGAAGCACAAAUGCUUUGGGCUAGAGAUAGAUAGAUGUACAGUAUGUAUAUAAAUCCUGUGAAAUGACAAACAAGCUGCUGUGUUCUUCUCACUGCAUGUUUUGAAGCUCAUCUCCACAACCAUAGGGUCUAUAAACUUGCUUUAAAAGAAAACUCUGCAGAUGCUGCCCUAGGUAUGCCUGUCAACCAGUAAGAACAAUGUGCUCUCUGAUGCACAAAACAGUGAAUGGCCUGAGACUGAGUCUUCACUGGAAUUCUAGGAUGUGAGCUGGGACUUUUCAGGGCAGAUGCCUAGUCUGGUGAGCUACCAUAAGCUGCAUGUUUCAAAGCUUUAGAGCAGCCUUCUCCGGCCAGAUGUUUGGGACUAUAAACCCCAUCAUCCCUGACAGUUGGGCAUGCUGGCUUGCCAGUUACACAUGCCAAGUCUACACCCACAUUGAGGAGGUGCAGUAGCAGGACACAUGCUUUGUAUACAGCAAGUCGUUAGUUCUGUCCCCACUCUCUCCAGUUAAAUAAGAUUUUGAUGUCAAGAAUUACCAUUAAAAUUAAAAAUUAAAAAUCCAAAUCCAAAACCAACAUUCUUGAUUCAGUGGUUCUGGUUGAAUGAAUGAAGUUCGCACAAUGUUUACUCAAUUUAGUUGUAAGUCAUCUGUCAUAGAUGUUUGAAUAUUCAUUGCUGCAAGUUGGGAUGCCGACAGAUUCUGGCAGUUGUACACGGUGUCUGUUGUUAUCAAAUGUUGACUUCUACUGCAGUGGCCUCUGAUGUCAACCUCUAAUCCUACAUUGCACAUAUUUGAUGAAUUCUUGCACAAUCAGAUAAUAUCUGUGGCAAAAUUGUUAAAUAGGUCCUGGGAGACACCAGGGUUCAAAUUCCGCACUCAACCCUGAAGCUCACUGAGUGACCCUGGGCUAGUUGCUGUCUCCCAGCCUAACCUACCUCACAGGGUUGUUGUGGGGAUUAAAUGAGGAAGGGGGAGAACCAUGUACUGUAUGUCACCUUGAGCUCCUUAGAGAAAAAGGUGGACAAGUAAUGCAAUAAGUAAAAAUAAUUAAAAAGUUUUGGUUUCUUUGUUUGUUUACAGAUAUGCAACCUUCCAACAAGAUCUCUUGACUAAAUUAUCCGCUUAUCCAGACUGUAUUUUACGCAGCCUGAAUUCUUACAGCACCUCUGUCAGCCGGUAUUUUAAUGUGUGGGAAGUCUACAAAGGGGUAUGUAGAAAACAAGACUUUGAAUUUGACACUUUUGUAACUUAAGUAGGUGCAGGCAGGUGCUGCAUCCUUGCACAUGUUCCCCUUCCCUACACUGAAAUUGACUUCUUGCUCAGUUCAUCUAGCAAACAAAUGGGAAUAAAAGGGUACAGUUAGUAAUCUAUUUAUUUGCUGUUUUCAUUUGUUUUAUUUAUUACAUUGUUUAUUACCUUUCUUCCCAAGGAGCUCAAGGUGGCAGUACAUAAUUUCCCCCCUUCCCAUUUCCUCCUCCCAAUGACCCUGUGAGGUAGGUUAUGCUGGGAGCGAGUGGCUGGCCCAAGGUCACCUAGUGAGCUUCAUGAAGAUACCCGUUAAAGGAGUGGGGACUGUCUUUUCUUUCUUUGAACUCAGUUAAAUUGAUGGACUGUGAAUGUGUUCCCUUCAGGGCCCAGUUGCAUUUGUGACAUUCCUAGUCCUCUUGAGCAGCCACUUGUGACCUGACUCAGAAGAGGUAGAGUAACAGUGUGUGAAAAAGGAGUGGAGUUGAUCCCCAAGGAAAUGGCAACCCCACACACAUACACAAAGCUGAUGAAGAGCAUAGCAUGGAUUCCAGUGUGUUAAAAGCCCCUGAACAUGGUUUGGGGGAUUGGGAACAUGCCAUCUGAAUGCAUUUUUUCUCUCUCAGACUCAGCCUUCCAAACCUGUGUUGACCUACCUGUAAGGGUUCUUGUAGAGAUCAAAAUAAAAUGCUGUCAGUGGCAUGCAAUGAGCACCCAAGAGCACUGUGUAGAUGUCAUGCAUUAAGUAUUAUUUGUGAAAAAUAAUGAAUUAUCCUUUUUAAUUCUUGAUAUUUUUUCUUUUCCCGCUUUCUUUUUUAAAAAAUCAGAAGCCAUUCAAGCAAACUGGGGAUAUGAGUGAAGAGGAAGGUAAUUUCUAUCCUCCACAGUGUAAUAUAGUAUUUUAAAAAGCACAACUUUGCUUCUUACAAUCAUGAGAAUCAGUACCAUCCAAUCAGGCAUUUUGUUCCACAUGAUGUCAGCAUUGAACCUCCAGUAUUACGGUACCUAUCCUUUGGAACUCCCCCCCACCACAUACCUAACAGGCCCCUUGUCUGUUGACUUUUCAGGCCAUGGUAAAGGCCUUUGCUUUUUCCACAAAUAUUCAUCCCAGUUUGUUUAAACAACCCCUAAGGUCUCUUCCUUCAAAGCCCACCAUCUCCCUCCAAGAUUUUCAGAAAGGGGAGGCUGCCCUUGAGUGAGACUACUUAACCUGUAAGAGAUGGGAGUGUGGAAAGUAAGAACACAUAUCACCAACACCCUUAUUGCCAACCCUCUGGAGGUGACCCUUGUGUUAUUUUUUCCUUUUCCUUUUCCUCAACUCAAGGGUGGGGAACUUCAGGUCCAGAAGUCAAAUACGGCUCCCUAAGCCACACUGUCUACUAGCUCUGCUUUGCCCCCUCCUUGCAUAUUUUUGCCUAGUUGGGCUAAGUCCUUGAACUCUGGUUUUGCCUCUUGCUUGCCUGGACAGAGGCAGGAGAGCUGUGGGAGGGUGGGUGAGUGUGUGUAGAAAUCAGCACUAUGGUGAUUUGUAGUGUUCUGCCCACUUUUGCCUCUGGCCCCACCCUCCACUGCCAUAAGGCCCUCAGAAAUUUACCUAGAAGGGAAUGUGGCCCUCUGGCUAAAAAGGGGUUCCUCCUCCUCCUCCUUCUUGUUUUAGUAUUCAUAUGCCUAGCAAUUCAUAGAGGGACAAAAGGAAGGAAGGUCUCUGUCUCAAAGCUUACAAUCUUAAAAAUGCAAGGAAUUACAGCCUUCCAUGUGCAGUCUAAAUGCAUGUUAAGUUUAUUCACAAUUAGCUCAUUGCUCUCUCCUUCUGCCCCCUCCCUUUGCUGUCUCCCUCCCCACCUGUGAAAUUUUAACUGUAAGCUCCCUAGGGUUGAGGCCACCUCCCUUGAUUUAAUUUUUCCUCUUCAGAGCACUGUGUUCACAAUAAUUUCAUUUUAUGCUCUUUGGGCAGAAAUGGGGGAGGACAUUGAAGAGUCGGACAGAAUUGAGGAGGGCUUCUCUGAGAACAAAAGCGAAGAAGAAGAAAAAGAGGAACAGCAGGUGGAGGUGAACCCAGAAGCUGAGGAAUCGAGAAUUACCAUAGCAGGGGAUUCAGAGAGCUCUGCUCCAGAAAGCGAUGGAGCGCUCAUCCGCAGAGACGGCAGUUUUAUCCUGGAAAGUGACAAUGUGGAGAAAUCUGAUGAAGGGAGCAGUUCUACUACGCAAGAGGCUGUUGAGGUCCGUGACGUGGAAAAUGCCACAGCACCAGCAUUUGUGAGUUUCCACCGGGUUGGGGUGGGGGAACAGGAUGACUUUAGCAAACACAGAAUGACAUAGAAGAAGCAAGACCUGAGCACAAGAGUGCUCUCCCUUCCCUUGGUUUCCAGCAACUGGUAUUCAGACGCAUUUCUACCUCCAACCAUAGAAGCCAUGCAUGGCCAUCAUAGUAAAGGCCGUUGAUAGCCGUCUCCUCCACAAAUUUGUCCAAUCUUCUUUUAAAGCUAUCUAGGUUAUUGGCUAUCAGUACCUCUUGUGUGGGACGCGGGUGGCGCUGUGGGUUAAACCACAGAGCCUAGGACUUGCCGAUCAGAAGGUCAGCAGUUCAAAUCCCCGCAAUGGGGUGAGCUCCCGUUGCUCCGUCCCUGCUCCUGCCAACCUAGCAGUUCAAAAGCACGUCAAAGUGCAAGUAGAUAAAUAGGUACUGCUCCGGCGGGAAGGUAAACGGCGUUUCCGUGUGCUGCUCUGGUUCGCCAGAAGCGGCUUAGUCAUGCUGGCCACAUGACCCGGAAGCUGUACGCCAGCUCCCUCGGCCAAUAAAGCGAGAUGAGCGUCGCAACCCCAGCGUCAGCCACGACUGGACCUAAUGGUCAGGGGUCCCUUUACCUUUACCUCUUGUGGAAGUGUGUUCCAUAGGUUAUCUAUGUGCUACAUGAAGAAGGACUUCCUUUUAUCUGUCUUGAAUCUUCUAACAUUCAGCUUUGUUGGAUAUCCAUGUGUGCUGUUGUAAUGAGAGAGGCAGAAAAAUCUCUCUGUCCACUUUCUCCAUGCCAUGCACAUUUAUUUGUGUGUGUGUGUGCAUAGCAUAGUAUUUUGCAUUUUUCUAUUUACAUAUCAUACGUUACCAUCAAAUAUUCUUUCCAUAUAGACUUCCUAGCCUAGCCUUCCAUGGUGUCUGUAAUAUGUCUGGUAUUGCUGUAUAUCCAUAUAUUAAUCCACCCUACUUUUUCCUUUCUAAUUCUUCUUUGUAUUUAAUUGUUGUUCAGAGAAUCACCCCUACUUGUAAUUUCAUUUUAGUAUCAUUUUUAAAAAAAAAUACUCCCCAAAAGUUUCCCAUUCACCCUUUAUUUGUUUUCCAUCCUGAUUCCUUAUUUUGGCUGCCAUGCUUGCAAGUUUGGCAUAUUCUGUCAAUUUAUGCAGUCAUUGUUCUUUUGUUGGUGUUUCUUUUCCCGCCCAACUUUUAGCAUACACUAUUCUUGCUGGUGCUGCAGCAUUACAAAAAAUAUGAUAUAGCCUUGCAGGGAGCUCAUAAUCAAUUAUUGCUAAUAGAAAGGCUUCUGGUUUCUUUGGAAAUGUAAAUGGGGGUGGGGGGGGGGAGAUGAGCUCAUUGUAAACCAUCUCCCAGUAUUUUUGGGGUUAUUUACACUGCCACCACAUAUGUAUGAAAGAUCCCUCAAUCUCUUCAUGUUUCCAACACAGUUUGGACCCUCUCUUGUACAUUUUAACAUUUUAACUGGGCAUCAGAUUCUACUGCCAUGCACAGUUUUAAGCAUCAUGUAGUGUUUUCCUUGCCUUUUCUCUAAACGAAAAUAUCACAUGCACUGCAAUGUUUCUUCAUACAUUACAGUGCAUGAUUCCUGCGUCCCAGGAAUCCUGGGAACUGUAGUUUAGCCCUCAGAGAGCUGCAAUUCCCAGCAUCCUUAGGAAAUUGCAAGAUUUUUGGGGGAAAGUUAUACUCUUUAAACCUAGACAGCCUAAGAGGUCUUGUGCAGCAGGUCCAGUUCCCCCCCAAGACUGGACAUACUGUGAUAUAAGAAAAACAAUGAAGAAUUGCACUGGAAAGGUGUGGGAUGAAACCCUUCAUUUGCUGAAACAUCAUCUAACCUCCCUGCAAACAAUUCUUACCUUAUGCCAUCCACUGGCUUAAAUGUUGCUUUUAAUUGGGAACCAAUGUCAUGGUUUCUCCCUUUGCCUCUUCCGCAGGUGAGGCUCUCUAGGACACCGUCACGCCUGAUGGAAAUGACCACUGAGUUCUUCACUACAUCCAGUGGAAACACUUACAAGGCAGUUCUGAACUCACCAAAGCUUAAAAUCAAGAAAUCUGAGAAAUAUUAUGUGGGGAAACUGAAGGCGAAUUUGCUGCCCUCCUACCUAGAGCAAGUGUACCUCUCUGAGAGUUUCUUUACGGAUGUGAGAAGGCAGUGAGUAGGACUUCAAUCUCUUCUCUUAGUUUACAGCUCGAUCCCAUCUUCUGUGUGGGUUAUGUUCCAGUGGUUUGUGCAUAAAAGCAAAAUUACACAAAGCCAAAACUACCUCGACCCCUGAAAUGAGGUUGGGGCCAUAUAAGAUCUCAGACUGCCCUGCAGGAUCUUGCAAGGGCUUCUAGAGCCCUUGCAUGGUCCUCCCAGAGCCUAGUAAGCAAGGCAGAGGGCUUAAAACUCUUUCUAUGAAGGGAAAGACCCCUGGCAAACAAGGCUGCCUUAUCCACUUUUUAUUUAUUUAAUUUUUUUGUUGAGUACAUAAAGUUGUAUUUGUGUAGGUGAAGCCUGUGUGAGAUGCAAUCAACCUGUAGUUUAAUGGCAUUUAUUUAUAUGUUUUAAUUAAAAACAUUUACAUGCCACUUAAAAAACAUUUACAUGCCGCUUGUUGUCCUACCGCCAGCGGGUGAAGACUGUUUUGUUCCAGCAGGCUUUUGGAAGCCUACUGCUUUUAAGGAAAGGGCUUCUAAAUAGCACAACAUUGUUUUUACUACUUGCAUUUUAAUAUAUAUUUUUUGCAUCUGUUAUAGUUUUUAAUUCUGUUAUAGUUUAAUCACUUUUUUGACUAUCAUCUUCUAUAUGCUUUUAGCUUCCUGUGUGUUUUAUCUGUGUCUUUUUUAGCUUUUGUGAGCAGCCUUGAGUCUCAGUUCAGGGAAGCCGGAGCAUAAGUACAUUUUAAAAACAAUACGUUAGUAAAAACAAAAAUGCAGCCCAAAGCCUGAAAAACAGCAAUAUAGAAACUGGUGUGGACAAAAGUGCAGAAAACAGAUGUCCCGUAGAUUUCAAACACAUAAAUCCGGAUCUGAUUUAUAGGCCAGGGAGAAUGCCCAAGUAAAGACACAAGUCUUUGUAAGAUAUCUGAAGUGACUGAUGGCUGUUGCUUCAUGUGUGACAGAGGGAAGAGCCUUUCCCAAUAUAGGAACUACAGCAGAAAAAGUUUCUGAGUCAUCACCCUACAAUAUUUUGCAGGGUGCCAUGUCACAGGUAGAAUUUCUCUAGAUGAUCUAAGCAAUCUUACGGUAUUAAUACAGAGGCACAUAGCCUUCCAGGUAAAUGCCUUUUUCAACAAGAACGAGAAGAAGAUUGUUCAAGGCAUCUUUCAGCAUAAAAAUCAAAACAAGAUGAGCUUCUGGCUGUGGACUACCCUCUGGACAUUCCAUUGCAUCUGAUCCUAAGGAUCUUUAGCAUAAUUGGGGGAAAUUAAUGAUAGAAGUUUGAACGUAUUCAUUCCUCUGAACCUGCAACCUCCUUCAAUGGUGGUCUUGGAAGGAUUGUUGCUGUUCUCUCCCCCCCCCCCCCCCACACACCCAAUUUUUUUUUUCAAGACUUUAUUAUGAAGUUAAAAUAAGAAUCCAGUAAGAAAUAAGAAAUAAAAAUUUAAAAGUAAAUUUCCCCCCCAUAAAGCCAUUACUAUAUAAAAUACAUUCUCAAGACUACACAUUGAAUUAGAUGUUACAAAAACAAACUGACCCGAUACAGAAAGAGUACAGACCAAAGGUUACAAAUACAAGCCAUAUUUCAUUGGGAUUUGCCACCCCCAUGAUUGGCCUUUCAUAUAAGUAACAAAUGGCCCACCCACAAAGAAAGCUUCCCAUCACAUCUCUGACUCACCACUUCUGAGCAAGGGAAAUGCUUAGCACAGAAACUCAUACAUAAAAAUGUGGAGGGAGGGUGCUUAGCUAAUCUGAGGAUGGGCAGUUCUUCCCAUAAACCUGGAGCAAAGCAUGUCUCCUACUUUUUAAAUUCUGAAGCAAAGCAUAACCAGAGUUGCCAGAAGCCUGUGAAGCUCUGGGGUUCACCCACACUGCGUGAUGCAACACAGUGAACACUGAUGAAGUAGAGAUGAGAACUUAUGAGAGAGAGAUUUGUUCCUGUAAGCAGAAGGAUGCCCCAACUUUUCCCUUCCUUCUCUUGCCCCAUAACAGAAUCCGGCUGCAGUUUUUUGAACACCUGGAGAACUGGUAUUCUGAGACGUUGUCCAAGGCCUGGGUCAUUGUGGACUCCAAGAAAGAAGAGAUCAGCGCUGAACUGCAGCUGCGUGCUCACCUUCAUGAGCCAAGGCGGGAGCGCAUCGAGAAGGAUAUCUACGAUGUCAGAAUGGGUAUUAAUGUUUUCACUGCUACUUGUUACCAAUGUGACACAAUUGUUUCAGCUAGCCCACCUACUCCCCACUAACACUAAGGCCACAUCCACACCAUACAUUUGAAGCGCUACAAUACCACUUUAAACAGUCAUGGCUUCCCCAGAAGAAUUCUGGGGGCUGUUAAGGGUGCUGAAAGUCAUAAGAGGGUGAAAAUUAUAUACAGGUGGUACAUAACCCCAGUCAAGCUUGCAAAAAUCUACCAUUUGCCCGAUAACAAAUGUUGGAAAUGUAAAGAAACUGAAGGUACAUUCUUUCACCUUUGGUGGGCGUGCCCAAGGAUUAAGGUUUUCUGGGAGAUGAUUUAUAAUGAAUUUAAAAAGGUAUUUAAAUAUACCUUCUUGAAGAAACCAGAGGCCUUUCUCCUAGGCAUAGUCGGCCAAUCGGUGUUAAAGAAGGACAGAACUUUCUUUAUGUAUGCUACAACAGCAGCAAGAAUACUUAUUGCAAAGCAUUGGAAGACACAAGACCUACCCACACUGGAAGAAUGGCAGAUGAAAAUGAUGGACUACAUGGAAUUGGCAGAAAUGACUGGCAGAAUCCGAGACCAGGGAGAAGAGUUGGUGGAAGAAGAUUGGAAUAAAUUUAAAGUCUAUUUACAGAAAUAUUGCAAAAUUAAUGAAUGUUAGAAUGAUGUUGGAUUGAAGUUAAGUGGUUUCUAGCUGUAAUGGUAUAAAAGAAUAUGGAAAAAUUGGAUUUUCAAUAUGUAAAAACUUAAUGCUAUAAUAUAUUAAGAUUAAAGAUCAGGAUAAAAUAAGGAGGGAAAGGAAUUGCGGAACUAAUAAAUUGAACUGGAAUACAAAAAAGGGAGGCAUGAGGAGGUCCGGGAAACAAGUAAAUGAAAGAUAAGUGAUGAAAAGAUGGAAUUGUUUUUAAUUGGUUUUUUUUUUUUGUAUUUUUCUUUUCUCUACUUUUCUUUUUUUUAUCUAUGUAACCUUUUUUGAAACUUUAAUAAAUAUCAUAUAAUAAUAAAAAAAAGAAAGUCAUAAGAGGGAAUUUCCUAGACCAGGGGUCAGCAACUUUUUUCAGCCGUGGGCCGGUCCACUAUCCCUCAGACCAUGUGGUGGGCCGGACUAUAUUUUGGAAAAAAAAUAUGAACAAAUUCUUAUGCCCCACAAAUAACCCAGAGAUGCAUUUUAAAUAAAAGGACACAUUCUACUCAUGUAAAAACAUGCUGAUUCCUGGACCAUCCACAGGCCAGACUUAGAAGGCAAUUGGGCCGCAUCCGACCCCUGGGCCUUAGGUUGCCUACCCCUGCCCUAGACAGAGGACUAGGACCCAGGAGACCAUGGCUCAGAUUCCCUUCAGUCAUGUAACUCACUGGGUGACCUUGGGCCAAUCACUGCCUCCCAGCCUAAUCUACCUCACAGGGUUAUUGUAAGGAUGAACUGGGGAGGAGGAGAACCAUGGACACGGACUCAAGCUCCUUGGAGAAGAAGAUGGGAUAGAAAUGCAAUAAAUAAACUGUAGUUCUAGGAGGGGAAUAAUGAGUCUCUGCAAAUAAUAUAGGCUGAUUUGCUAUAUAUGGUUGUGCCCAGCUGUUAGGUUAAAUUCCCCCUGCCCUCCACCGACCAUUGUCACCCUGGCCUCAACUGGUAGGCAGAGGAUCGAAUUCAAAACGUUGACAAAUUUGUGGAGGCUGAAUUUAUAAAAAGCAAAGGCAAGGAUGGGUUUUUGGAAAUUUGUUCAGUGGUGUCUGGACAGACACAUACACACACACACAAAUAAAUAAAUAAAUAAAUAUGUAUGUAUGAGCAAUGGCACCCCUUGGCAUUGCGGGGGGGGGGGGGGAUAUGGAUUGCAAGGCUUUCCAGAUUUAUCUUACUUUCAACUCCCACUGGCUUGAACCUAAAGCAUUCUCUCACCCCACCCCUGCACGCCUUUCCUUCCCCCCCUCUCAGCGGAGCUGCGAUUUCACAACGACCGCUUAGUGCGACACUGCAGUGGUGUGGUGGAGGCCCUGAAUAAAGAAAAAGCCGCCUUUUCCAAGCUCCGAGAAGACCAGAACCGUGUUAGCAAGACUUUCCGGCGGAAGAUCCAAGACAUGGAGAACAUCUUCCUGAUGGAGACCAGGGCAGAAAAGUCAGUUGGGGGGGAGGGGGUCGCACAGCUUUCCCCCAUGCGUCUUCAGUCCCAGGGAAUUGGUUGAGCAGGGGCUACCUUAUCACAACAUCAGGUUUCCUGAGUGCUUUUGAUUUUGGUGGUACUUCUGGAUCCAGGUCUCUCACUGGAGCCUCAGUGGCUAGAAGUGCCUUUUACCAACUGUGACUAGUUCAACAGCUAUGGCCAUUCCUGGACCAGGAAAGCCUUGCCAUAGUUGUUUAUGUGUUGGUUACUCCAAGACUGGGUUGCUGCCAUGCACUCUGUGUGGGGCUUCCCUUGAGUUUGAUCAGGAGGCUGCAGUUAGUGCUGAAUGUUGCAGCACAUACACCCACUCAGUCACUUUAAUCUGUGGAACUGACAAUGCCCCUGAUGCCAUAUAAUACCUGUUCUGUAUUUGUAAGAACUCGAACUUUUAGUGUGGUUGCCCCUACACUUUGGAACUCCCUGCAUGUUAACAUCAGGAAAGGCACCUUCAUUCUAUUCUUUUCAGCACGUGCUAUAACACUUUUGUUUAGGCAACCCUGUCCAGAUGCUGAGAAAGUUGAUGCAAGUUUUACAUCAAUUUUCAGUCAGUCGUUAUUGUAGCUUUUUGAAAGCCUUAAAUUGUUAUUAAUCUUCUUAUUUACAAUGUUAUUGUUUUAUCAUUUUUGUAAGCCACUUUGAGGGUUUAUUUGUUUCUUACAGUCAAGCUGUUUAAUAUAAACUUAAAAAACUUUGUUGGUAUAUCACCAUCUCCUUUCUCAGGCUGUUGAGUCUCAGCAACAAUAUGCGCACUGAGCUGAUUGACCACGUGGAGGUGAUGCAGCUCUCCCUUCGGAGCUACAGGCAGUACUUGGAAGAAGCACUAGGGAAGCUGCGAGACGCAAACACUGACUUCCUUAAAGCGUGCAGGUAUGCCAAGAUCUGUUCAGCAGUGGCUGGUGUCAUGGAUUCCAUGAGGUGGGGUGAAGCCCCCGAGGCAGUGCCCCUGUGGGUGCCCCACCACUUCCACUGCCAGCAGAGAAUGGGUACCAGCAUUGGUGCUUAUUUCAUGAGAUCUCACAGAAAUCUCACAAGAUCUCUCAUAGUUCGAGAAAUCUUGGAAGAUUUUGGCGCUGAUGCGCCGCUCCGAUAUCAACACUACUGUGUUGUUUAAGGCAACUUUACUUAGUCAUGGUAGCCACCACUGGGAAACCCACAAAAGUGGAAUCCCCAGGCCUAUAAAUUCCCUAUCUUAGCUUUGUACAAGUGCAGAAAUUAAGCCACGUUCCUGUCCCCCUCCUCCUUCCCCUGCUGAGUUCUACAAGGGACAAUUCUGAGACUUGAGGAGGAGAAGGAAGCUGGCAGCUGGUGCCACCACCCCUUGUAAGUGAGAAAGCAGGCAGGUGGGGGCUAGCUGAAGGCAGACUGGGGUAGGCAAGGUAGUGUCCUACUUGCCCUAAAGAGGCAACUUCCACUAAGUCUUUAUAAGAUCCUCCUAUACAGGUGGAAUCAUAAACAGGGCCUUUUCCAACCUCAGGCCAUCCAGAGUCAUAGCAUCCUUAACCGGUAUUUUUCAUUGUUUUCCCCAGAUUAUUUGCUGAUGGCGGAAAUUUUUCUCCUGAGGAACUAGAUGGCUUCAUCAAGCGCCUGCACAAGGAGAGUGGGCGCAUUGAGUUUGUCGAGGGCUUGAUCAUGAUUGACCUGGAGAAGAUGGAGUCUUCUUACCUGGAGCAGGUGAGGAGAUGCCGGUCUCCCUGUUCUAGCAAGAUAGAGGUUGCAUCAAGAACAGCGAGAAGAAUAAAAACUCUUAUUUUUCCCCGCUGCCUCCCAAGGCUACAGAGGUCAUCAACAGAUAUGAAAGCAAGUUUCGUUUUCUGGCACUCGACCGGCUCUUCAUAGAGAAAAUCCAACGGUUCUUGACGAACACUCAAGUGAAAAUCAAGACAGAGGUGCAGAUAAAUGAAGAGUAUUUUAUUUUACUUUAUUGCCAGAGUGGGGAGAGGCAGGCAUGGAGCUUUCUCCUUUACCCCCAGCUCAAUGACUUUUUACCUAAAGCUUUGAAGGGCUCCAGAUUACUUCCUUGGAUGUUUGACAAGCCCUUACUCAUCUUAUCCUCCCCGUUAGCACUUGCACACAAACAGCAAAAGGGAUAAAGCACAGGAAGCACCCCCAGAACUGAAUGAGUCCUGGUGGGAACGCCAGUGAGACCCGCCUUUUUUAUUUAUUAUUUCAUCUAUUACGUUGCAUUUAUAUCCCACCUUUUUCUCCAAGGAGUUCAAGGUGGCAUUUGCAGUUCUCCCCACACUCAUUUAACCCCCACAACAACCUUGUGAGGUAGGUUAGGCUGAGAGGCAGCAACUGGCCCCAAAAGUGAGCUUCAUGAUGGGGGGUGGCAUUUGAACCCCAAUCUCCGAGGCCCUAGUCUGACACUCUAACCACUACACCACUGGCUCUCUGCAGCAAAUGCUGAGUAGAGGAUGGCAAAAGAGACAAGAAGGAUUCUGAAACAACAUAUCAUGCAUAGCCAGAGAUGCACUGCAGAUCACCAGUAUAAAGCUCUCAGACCACUGGGGGAUGGAUUCUCACAAAACUACAGUGGUGCCCCGCAAGACGAAUGCCUCGCAAGACGAAAAACGCGCAAGACGAAAGAGUUUUCCGUUUUUUGAGUCGUUCCGCAAGACGAAUUUCCCUAUGGGCUUGCUUCACAAGACGAAACGUCUUGCGAGUUCUUGUGAGUUUGUUUCCUUUUUCUUAAAGCCGCUAAGCCAUUAAUAGCCGCUAAGCCGGUAAGCCGUUAAUAGCCGCUAAGCCGCUAAUAGCCGCUAAGCCGCUAAUAGCCGUGCCUUGCAAGACAAAAAAACCGCAAGACGAAGAGACUCGCGGAAUGGAUUAAUUUCGUCUUGCGAGGCACCACUGUAUCUCCUGCAGAUUUCCCCACCCUUGCCUUUCUCCUUAACUGGUAAACACACAACUGGGGAAAUGCAUUUGCCCAAUUGUAGUUCUGCCACUGGAAGUCCCAUAUCCCCUUGUAUCAGUGUCAGCCAGGAAAACCUUUCUCCACUUACCUUCUGCGAAUCUCAGUUAAGCUUUUGACUUCAAGUUCCCCCUUUUCCUUCUUAGGUGGCAAAAUCCAAUUGGCAGACCCAGACGUUAAACUCUUACAUGGAGAAACUCACCAGAAGGAUUGAUGCUUGUGCCCAUCCCACUGCAGAUAAGGAAGUAAGUUCCAACAGCAUGCAAUUAAAAAUGAUUUGUCUUUUUGCUGCAAGGGGUUCAAGUCACAUCCAGUGGGUUUUCAAAGUCUAGAAUGCAGACCUGGAAGCUUGCCAGGGAUUCCUCAGUAAGGGGAUCAUUCAUUAAAUGAAGCUGGGCAUUGGAAGAUUCAGGACAAACAACAAGAAAUGACUUCAUGCAGCACAUAAACUAUGGAAUUCUCUCAGCUGGAACUUACCAGAACUCAGUUCCAGCACCUCUCAGGUGGGUGCCACUGCUAUACUAAGAGAAUGAGGGAGGUGUUCAUGGUGAGUUCCAGCACCUCUUUUUUUAGAAAAAUAGCAAUGUUAAGACAGUGGUACCUCUGGUUACAUACUUAAUUCGUUCCAGAGGUCCGUUCUUAACCUGAAACUGUUCUUAACCUGAAGCACCACUUUAGAUAAUGGUGCCUCCCGCUGCUGCCACGUCGCGCGAUUUCUGUUCUCAUCCUGAAGCAAAGUUCUUAACCUGAGGUACUAUUUCUGGGUUAGGAGAGUCUGUAACCUGAAGCAUAUGUAACCCGAGGUGCCACUGUGUGUGUGUGUGUGUGUGUGUGUGUGUGUGUGUAUAUAUAUAUGUGUGUGUGUGUGUGUGUGUAUGUUUAUAUUGAACAAAAUCAUAUUUAGUGCCUGGUUUGUUUAUUUCUCUCAGUCUGUAACUUCAGAAGCACUCUAUGAGUUUGCCACGUUUGUGAUGGAAGAACUGAAAAAGAGAAGCAAGUAUCUCAAUUGCCUGCUCGAACUGGUAAAUAGAUCCACAUGGUGAAUGAUUGUAAUGAUUAUUAUUUGUCUCCCUAGUGCCAUUUGUGUACAAUGCACUGCUAAACAAGAAUAACAUAAGCAAAAAGACAGUUCCCUGGCAAUCAGUGGGCAAAAUGACACAUGAUGUUGAUGGGGAAAUUUGCAGAUCUGUAAAGCUUAAAGCUCCCCCUUUGGGGAAGGACUGUAGCUGAAUAGUAGAGCAUCUGCUUCACAUGGAGAAGGCCCCAGGUUCAGUUCCCAGGAUCUCCAGGUAAGCAUGGAAAAGACUCCCUGCCUGAAACCCUGGAGAGCUACUGCCAGUCAGUGUAAGCAGUGCUGAACUAAAAGGAGAAAUCAUCUGACUUAGUAUAAGGCAGAUCGCUAUGUUGUUCUUGUGGCUUCCCCCAAGGCACUUGGCUAGCCACAGUUGGAAACAGGAAGCUGGGAAAAUUGACCUUUGGUCUGGUCCAAUAGGAUGCUUCAUCUGUUUUGCUCCUUUCCGACACAGGACCCUGUGUUCUCUUAUGUACAAGACCCCACAAUCCCUACCUCCGUGACAACCUCCAUCCAAUCAGACAGCAUGCUGCAGGAAAGCAAGACAUUUGUGAUGGGUGUUGAAGGCACAUCACUGUUGAACCCAAGCCGGAUGGGGAAGCCAGCCUUUGACGAUGCAGCGAUUAGUGUGAUCAAACACCUCAUUGGGUAGGUAUUGAAGGGGAAGGGGCGGGAUGGUCCUGGUUCUUGCAAAAGUGGUGGAGACUGAGAGCACAGUAAACCCUAAGCCCAUCAGCAAGGAGGGAGAUGCUCAUAAACAAAUGCCUCCAAUUGGUUUUUAAACUCACUGCAGAGAGUGGUACCUAGCAGUGGUGGCUGUUGACUGUUGGGACUGGCAGAAGGAAGGGACACCCAAAAGGUGGUGGCACCAAAGCCAGAGGCAGGCAGAACCAGAGCCAAUCACAGGCAGCUGGUUAAUUCUUGUUUUAUCCCCAUCCUCCUCCCUGCUAAGAGGGCAAAACUGACUAAGGAGGAGGAAGCUGAUAGCCAGUGACCAGUUCCCCUGAACUGGUUGUAGGAAGACAGGCAGGUGGAGACUGACUGAGAGCAGACUGCAGUUGGUAGGGUGGUUCUCCACUCACCCUAAUGAGGGCAAGGAGUAGCCAAUGUGGUGCCCUAUGGAUGUUUUUUGACUCCAACUCCCAUCAGCCCCAGCCAGUGUGGCUAAUGGUCAGGGAUGAUGUUAGAUGUAAUCCCAACAACAUAAAGAGGACUUCAUGUUGGCUACCCAAUGGGAAAAGUUACUGCUAAGAUGAUGUGGGCAAGAAAAUGAGAGUGUCACGAAACUCCAACAGAGAAAGAGUGCUUAAAUAAAGUGCACGGAAUUGGCUGAGACAAGUUAACUGAGCUCUAGUCCACAGGAGGGAAGGGAGGUCAUGGAGUGUUGACUUCACUGAAAGAUGGAAUUGCUUUGUCAAAUAGCGGAAUACAAGUAAGGGAAUGUAAGACUUGAAGGACCUCUGUUUUUGUAAAUAAUAUCAAAAAAGGAAAGAAAGCUUUAUGGGUCAAAAGACAUCCCCUACAAAUUCCCAGGAUCUGAGUCUUAACCUGUGUUGAGCUUGUUUCAGAUCCCAUCGCACCAGAAGACUGACAGAUGUGCAGCAGGAGAAAGAGCGCUUGCAGUCCGCUGCAACAGAAACAGCACCAGGUGGGCACAAGGAGACCUUCCAUGCAGGCAAUCAUUGCAGCCACACAGCUUAACUCAGGGGGUUAUAACGGAUUUCUUCAAUUAACCACACCAGUUGCAAUGCUUAAGACAGCUUUACUAGAUCACAACAACAGCAGCCACCGGGAACCUGCAAAAGCAGAGUUCACAGGCCUAUAAAUUACCCAGGCUUAUAUAGAAGCAUUCCCUUGCCUUAGCCUUACUCACACACUUUGAAAUCAAGAUGCGUUCUCUGAGGAAAAGUGUGCUUGAUUCAGCAAGAAGAAUUCACUGUCUGCUUUCUGUCAAACUGGUCCAAGGCUGAAUUUUUCCAGCACAAACAUUCUCCACCCCGCAAAAAACAAACAAACAAACCAUUCUCAACAUAUUCUUAAUACAGUACAGUCUGCAGAAGCAGAUUCUCCUAACUAUAUUAUUUCGCACACUGUUUUUACAUACCUUCACAUGUAGACUACCUAUCAAUCAGUAUGGCUUUCCACCACAGGGUUGCCAAAACUUUUUGGGCCCGCUGGUCACAAUUGGAGUUCUGACAGAGCACUGUGGCUACUGGUCACAAAUGCACCAUGCAGAUGCUCAAGGGAGAGGUGGAGUCUGUGCAAAUGGGAAUUGAGUAGGAAGAGCAAGCAAUCACUCUCACACUUUGGUGAUUUGGGGAUGGAUAUUUGCUGAGACCUUUUUCAGGCACCAGAAGAGGUCCUUGGGCAGAGUGCAUGGUGUUGGCGAUGCUUGCAUUGGCUAGCAUUGGGUUUGGCAUUGGGUUUGGCAUCAGCUGCUGGAGACUUUGCCCCAUUUCACACAUAACCACCUCAGAAAUAGUGCUCCAAGGCAACAGGACUGUAAACACAAUAUAUUAAUAAUGAAGUUUACAAUAAUGUAGACAAAAUAUCAAACAAAGUAUUCAUUUCUACCUGCCUAUCAUUCUAGACCAUUGCAGUGGUUUUCCCCCUUUUAGAAUUGAGUAACUUUUCUGAAGUCCUCCCAGUUGUGAAAACUGCAAUCAGAGCCUUGAAACAGAGGAAGAUCUUUGAAACAGGACCGUAUCCAGAAAUCUGUCUUUUUGUCAGCUGCUUAGAGCAUUCUUCAGUAUAACAAUAAUUACUUUUGGGGUACACGGUUCUUUGAAAAGCCUCACUGAUAUGUGCACUUUGCAAUUGUAAUAGUAUUUUGCCUCCUUUGUGUAAGCUUCAUUAUUAAUUUAUUGUCCCAGGUUCAGUCCCCAAUGGCAUCUCCAGGUAGGGCUGGGAAAGAUACCCUAUCUGAAACUCUAGAGAGCUGCUGGCAGUCAGUGCAGAGAGUACUGAGCUAGAUGGACCAAGUUUCUGGACGUAUAAAGCAGCUUCCCAUGCUGCCUUGCUCGCUUUCAAGCCUUUCUCUGCAACCAUGAGGUCUAGAAACAAACUUAGGUUCACAAAAACAAAUUAUAAGCAUUCUGACAAUCUCAAGGUUCUGCCAACAUGGCUUGUAACACUCUGUAGCCCAAGCACAACAAGGAAGAGAUGCGGCUCAGUGGUAGAGCAUCUGCUUUGCAUGCAGAAGCUUCCAUGUUCAAUCCCCAGCACCUCCAGGUUGGGCUGGGAAUGUCCCCUGCCUGAAAAUCUUGAGAGCUUCUGCCAGUGUAGACAGUACUGAGCUAGAUAGUCCAGGGGUCUGACUCAGUAGAAGGCAGCUUCUCUCCAAGAGAAGAGAGUGCAUUUUAGGGGCUGUAUUCAAUGCUGUUCCUACUCAGAGUAAGCCCAUUGAAAUGAACAUGAACUUGGUUUCUUGAUUUCAAUAGGUCUGCUCUGACUAAAGCUUAGUUGGAGACAACCAUAGGAGGUGUGAUCCCAACAAAUGGGGCUGGCUUGAGGAUUUGGUGAGGAUCUUGGCUAAGACAAAGUCUGCUGACCCACCCCGCUGCUCUCGUUCAAUUCAGAAGUGAUGUUGCAUGGAAACAUUGCCUCUAAAUUAUCUGUGCAAAGUGAGAGUAGUGGGCCUGAUAUGAAAGGUGGAGCUCUCUCUUUCCUGAUGUUUGGGGCCCCAGGAAGCACUGGAAGCCAUUGACAUUCUGAGCUGUCCCCACCUGCCACUUAAUGCCCUCUUCCAUCUUUUCUUAGAGCUUAUGCCAAAACCAUUUUCUCCGGCAUUCUCGGGUGGAGCCUCCCAUCGCGAAAGCACCCAGCUUGCUCAAACCAACAUAUCUCUCACGUCUGCACGGAAAUCUAGUUCCAUUGGCAAGCGGAUGUCAGGAAGGUGAGGAAAACAAGGAAAUUGCCCCCUCCUUCUGUUUCAGUGGCUUCUCCCCCUCCCCUUCCAACCGUACCCCAUCCCCACUGACACACACUUGGAAAGGACAUUUUUCAAGAAUAACUCACAGACACUUCAAUGUUGUUUUUUAACACACCCAAAUAAAUCAGCCUCAAAUAGGAUUAUUCACUGACAAUUUAGUGGUAAUGACACCUGACCUGUUGAAAAUGGGAGCAGCAGUACAUGGGAGCGCUUCACAACUUGGCAACACAGUCAGGUUAAAAUUUCAAAAUCUGAAGCUUUAUGCUUCAAUGUACCACCCAACAUCCAAAAAGCUUUCACAGAACUCACAGGCAUUAGACUCUGUCACACAAAGCUUAGCUAUUUAGGAAUAAUUAUAACAAGUAACCUUAACAGACUGUAUUGACAAAAUAUCCUCUUGUAUGGCAGACAGUUCUUCAGAAUUUUGCAAAAAAGAGAGCAAAACCCAUUUUACUCUCCUGGACAAAUUAGCGAUGGUAAAAAUGAUGAUUCUACCAAAAUUGUUGUUUCUAUUCCAAUCACUAACCCACUUCGAUCCCACUUAACCAGAUACCAAAGUGGCAAAAGUUCUGCGAAAGACCCAAAUUAAAUUAUUAUAUUUAUUUUGAACCCAUCUCCCAUGUUCAUCAAUAGACCAGCACUUUAUAUUGCUUCAUUGGUAACAUAAGAGGAAAAAUGACUAUUACUCAGACUUAAUCUAAGCACAACCAUGAGAGCUCCUGGCUAUACAAUGUUGAAUGUUAUUUGUUAACUCUGUUCUGUCCUGUUACUCCUUUGUUUUUGUUUAAACCAAUUCACAAACCAAGAACUUAUACAUUAACUACUAAUGGUGAAUUAUAUGUUGUAGAUAUUGCUGCAAAUUUAUUAUGCUAUUUUUGUGAUAUGCAAAUGACAUGAGAAGGUGAGGGAGCUGGGGGCAGGGAAGGUAAACAGUUUUAUGCAACUAAGUCUUAGAAUAGACCCACUGAAAUUAAUGAACCUAAGUUAGAUUUGAAUGGAUCUACUCCAUGGCAUGAAAAAAGUGAAUAGAGAAAAAAAUAUUGUCUCUUUUUCAUAACACCAGAACUCAUGGACAUCCAACAAAGCUGAGUGCCAGCAGAUUCAGGACAUAGCAGGGCAUAGUUAUAACUAUGGAACUCACUCCCAGUAGUGGCGGUGGUGGCCACCACCUUAAAUGGCUUCAGAAAAAGGAUUAAAUAGAUUCAUAGAGGAUAAGACUAUCAAUGGCUAUUGGCCACGAUGGCUAUGCCCCGCCUUCAUGGUUAGAGGCAACAGUGAUUCUGAAUACCAGUUUCCCACAGGCAUCUAGUUGGCCACUGUGAGAACAGGAUGCUGGGUUAGAUGGGCCUGAUACAACAGGGCUAGCACUGGAUACCACCUCAAGUUUUUACCUGUGGCUGAAAAGAGUUGUCAGCCAAGGCUGCAACUGAAAUGACUAGAGUGGAUUGGGAGCUGAAUUCCAAAGCAUAUGGAGCGCACCAGCUUAGGAAAGGCUAGCCCAGAUGGACUUGUGUCUCAUCCAGUAAGAGCUCUGUUUGUGUUCACAUGGCUCCAGCUAGGACUUCAUGGUGGCUUGCCAAUACUUAUUUAUUUAUAUUUAUUUAUAAUCAGUGAUUAUAUCUCUGUGAUAUUGGGGUGGGGUGACUAACCAACUUCUGGAAGAAACAGAGAAGCAACCACCACCACCCUGCUGUAAAUCUUUUCUUUUCGAGAACAGUGUCAGCUCCAUACAGAGAUAUACAAAAACCACUCGGAUUGAGAGGAAGAUACAGAUCUUUGGAGACAAGCCGAAAGACAAUGAGUAAGCCCCAUGGUUAAGAUUUAUGCUUUGAUAAGCUUUGUUAGUCUGUUCUUCAGCUGAAGAGGCUCCUUCAGGUGACUUACAGUGGUACCUCGGGUUAAGAACUUAAUUCGUUCUUAACCUGAAACUGUUCUUAACCUGAGGUACCACUUUAGCUAAUGGGGCCUCCCACUGCCACUGCGCUGCCGCCGCACAAUUUCUGUUCUCAUCCUGAAGCAAAGUUCUUAACCUGAGGUACUAUUUCUGGGUUAGCGGAGUCUGCAACCUGAAGCGUCUGUAACCCGAGGUACCACUGUACAAGGUCACUAAAGCAAAGCAGUCCCUGCCUCCAUAUUUAAACAUUAAAAGAAAUCACAUUAAAGGAAAAGGGCAAAAGGAGGGAAAAAGGAAAGCAAAGGAACUCAGACACCGGUUAGUAAAGUUACAGCAGUUAUAAUGGCCAGAUGGGAUGGUAACAGAUUCAGGUUGCCUGGUGGGUAAGUUGAGGAAGAGCCAGAGGGUUAUGGGUCUCUUAGGAUGGCCAAUGGAAUAGCACGGCUUCCCUUUUUCUCCUCCUUCUCUGAGUUGGCAAAGGAGAGUGUCCUGACCUCAGGGGAAUACUUCCCUUCUUCAAGGAACGAAGCAAUAGAUUCAGACUAGGAGGCUGAAUUGCACUCAGUGCCAGCCCAAGAGGUAUAUACUGAACCAAAGCACUGACUCAAGAGCAGCCCAUUUUGCGGGUAUCUCUCUGCAUUGCCCUCCUCUGAAUCCAUCUCAGAAGCCCUAGUGAAACCACAGUCUCCCCUGCUUUGUCAAAGCGGAUGUCUGCUAAAGCUGGCUGGGCCCCUUUAAAUGAAGAGGCUCCUCCCACCAAAGCCAGAGCUAUUAGCUAUGACAGCUCCAGCUCCUAUUUAAGGCUCAGUCUGAGGAAGAUGGGCGCUGAAACAACAUCUGAGCUCUUCUUUUAUGGAGUUACCAGCCUGAGCCCUGCAUGGAGAUGUCCAGGGUGCAGAUGAGGCCUUGCCUUACUAAGGCCACAUCUCAGAGCAGAACACUGGAGAUGAUUCUGUCCAAAUGGAAUUGACUGAGCCACAUGCAAUGUACUGAUAAUGGUAGUACUGUAAAUAUUAUUAAAUCUACUCCUAGGCACCUCCUUUAAACCCUUUUCCCCCCCUUUAGUUCUGAACAUUUGAAAGGAAUUAUCUUCAGCAUCCUGUGGGACAACUUUGAUAUUAUUAUGAAUUCUGCAGAGGUAAGGAUACUUCUGCUAUGGCUAGUUCUGGAUUUAUUUCCUUUUUUCCUUUUUAAUGAUCCUGGUAAUGCAGCUUCAGAGCAGAACCAGCUGUUAGGAGAAUCCUCCCCCUUUCUAGAAAUAAUAUAUAGCAACACUUCUUUUGCAUCCUGGUGCCAUCAUGUUCUGCCUCCACCAUUGUUGACAAAUGAUGCGGAGUUGUGAGCAGGGCCAAGAGGCAAAUCUUUCUGGGCUAGUAGGGCAAGGGAAUCAAUAUUGCAGGUAACUCACAACUUACAUAUAUUUAACUUGUGCACAUUCAGUUUUACGUGCUUGACCUUUUAUUUUUUUACUUUUUAAAUUGAAAGUAGGCAGGCAUCCAGGAAACAAAGAGUUUGGCGAUCCCACCUGCCAUUGAACCCAAUGUGUUUUGACUAUAUGUGAUUUUGACAUUAUGUGCUGUCCCCAGAAUGUAACCCCAGCGUAAGCUGAGUCAGCUGUACUUAUUUAAAACAUAUUCACCCGGCUCUUCUGCUGAAAAAAAAAAGACCCCAGGCCAGCUUACAAUGACCAGUAAUACAAUAGUACAGCAAUAAAAAGGGGGGGGGGGGGAGGAUUGGGAGGGAGGAGGAGCAAAGCAAACUCAGGCACUAUGUCAUAGUUCCAGAAUCCAGCAGGUAGUAAUUCAACAACUAUUGGGCCUGAAUCUAAACACAAACAAAAGGACUGCUACUUCCUUUCCUUCUGGUGUCCCCAGUGCCUGCAGUUGUUAGCUGGGGGGGGGGGUCUCUCAAGCACAACAGAGGGUCCCUGGCUCCUAUUUCCUUUCCAUCUGAUGGCUUCCUCAAUGUUUGAGAGUGCAUAGAGGCUGGGUUUGUCAGGAAGGAGGUUCCCAACCUAAGCCUUUGCAGGGUUUGAACUGUGUUGAAAUAGACCUUAAAAAGAAAAUGCAGGAAAAAUCAGGUUUGUCAGCCAGGGCCCUUUCUAGGGUCGAAGGGACCUUUUGCAAAGUCCCCAAACCCUGCUCCCCAGUCCCACAAAUAUGUCUAUGGGUCCCUUGUGGCUCCUAAGAGGCUUCCUUGGGCAGUAAGCGGUUUAUUGCUGCCAGUUUUUUCUCAAGAAAUGCCCUGGAUGUUGAGUCAUUCCAGGACACAGACAUGGAUGAUUGUGGUGAGAGAAGUGGCCAUAGACCCCACCACAAGCACCUGGUAGCCCCCAAGGCAAUCCCCAUGUUCUUGUGGCAAAAGCCACUUUCCCUUUUCACAGUGCAUCAUAAUGACUCGACAUCCACUGUCAGCAGCAAAGACAGUGGUUGUGAGCUGCCUUCCACUGCUAAGGGUGUGACCUCGGAUGCUGGUCGAGAUCAGGGCCGCCAAACUUCUUAGUUCACCAACCCCUAAAGCUUUAUGAGCUUUAUGUGCUCAUAAAGGUGUUAUCAGCCUCAACCCAAAUUCUUAUUUAACUAAGAGGCAUGAAAUAACAGCAUAUCAAAAUUUACUCAUCAUCAGUCACCAUUACUAGGAAUCGUAAAACAUAAAAAAAUGAAUUAAAUGCUGAGGUUCCUCAUUGGCAAGGGGUUGCAUUCUGUACAUGCCCAUGCCAUUUAUAUAUCAUACCCUUAGCUCCUGAUUAAAUUUUUCACCCUGUAUCGCCAAAGCUUCUCUGCCACAGCCAGACCCUUUUAAAUCCCUAGUUUCAUGCCAGCACAGUCCCAUCAGCCUGUGGUUGGACAGGAUGGGCGGACAAUAUCAACCCCCUUGCCUGGCCAAUAUAGACCCAACAAGGCUGUCCUUGCAUCUCUGUUGCCCUCUUCUGUUGCCCCAGGGCUCAGAAUCUUCAUCCAGCUCUUUUUUCUAUCCUGUUCCAUGUUCCAAAGGAAUUCUACAAAAAGGAAAAGCAUCAGAUCACUCGGCCAGAAUAUUUGCAAGAAACCUAUGAUUUGUGUGUUGACGUGUUGGGGCAAAAGCUACUGAUGUAUUUACUGCAGGUAGACGAGUAUCGUGUAGCCUGCAUUUCUGGUAAGUUUGGGCUGCAAUGUUUUACCCAUUUCUCCAGUGGGGAAGUCCUAUAGAAUUCUAGAGUUGAAAGGAACGUGCGCACCCCCACAAGGGUCACCUCAUCCAACCACCUGCAAUGAAGGAAUCACAGCUAAAGAAUUCCUGGCAGGUGGCCAUCCAACCUCUGUUUAAUAACCUCCAACAAAGGAGAGUCCACUGCCUUAUGAGAGAGUUAAUUCCUUAGCUUGCCGGGAAAUAGCGCUGUUUCUUUUCCCUUUCCCCCAAACCUUACAGAGUUCCGGGAUCAGCUGAAGAGCUUUGAGGAACAGCUCCCUCACAUUGUUCAGAUGGUUAUUGGCAAACUCCACCAAGAUCAUGAGCAGCUCUUCAUGGAUUCCAUGGAGCAGAUCCGGCACAACCUACAGGAACAGAUGCAGAAAUGGGACAUUGCAAAAGUAGGUUGUGUGAGCAUCCUGGAAGGCACCACCCUAUUCCUUCCUCCUCCUGGCCCCUCAGUCUUAAGGCAGGAAAACACCUUCAGCAGCCCUUGCACCUCACAUCAUAGGAGAAUUCCAACAAAAAUGGGAACAGAAACUAGCACCACUGGUUUCUCUGGCCCACAUCCUUGCAAGCUGCUGCAGGAGAGGAACUGUGAGCAACAUCAUGGGAGAGGUUAUACUGGGACCAAGGUGAAACUGUCACGCUCCCUUUUGCCUUUGCCAAGACGUGUAACAUUUUUAGUUCAGUUCUAUUAUAUUUAUGUUAGUCGUUCCCAAAGUGGGCAGUACUGCUGCCCCCUUGCUUCUUAGUGUCCCUCCUAGGUAAUCCCACCCCCUUGGGGGGAGGCGGUACCACUUUGGGAACCACUGCUGUAACGUGAGAACAGCACCCAGACGGAAUAGGCUUUAAUUGUGAAAAGAUUUCCUUUCACAUUUUUGCAGCCAACAAGAGAAAUCUAGGCACAGUCUCUGUUCAUAAUUUGUUCAGAUCGGUCAAAAGGUAGGCCACACAGUAUCCAGAAAUUUUGAGAGAACAAAAGUCACAAAUCUGAUUUGAAGGUUGUUAUAGGAAUGAUAGGAAAUAAGCACAUGAGCCAAAUACUCAAUAAACCCUGCCCCUUCAGUAGCCAGAGACAGGAGUAAGUGAGCAAUAAAAAAACACCCAGGUGUCAAUGUAUUUAACUCUUUAUUCAAAGAAACCGAAGCAGCACAGGCCUAGUGAUCAAAGCAACUCUUCCCAGUAGGUCUUGCCCCAGUGAGGCAGAUGUGAGGACUGAAGGUGCUUGCUACCACUCUCUAAGGCUCUUCCACUGGUUCCUUCCCCAGCAGCCUAGGGCUCCUUUGUCUUGUCUCUUUGCUCCACUCCACCAUCUUCAUUUCUCUGUGUGUUCUGGGAGACCAGUGGGGAGGGGAGCUGGUCACAGCAGGAGACAGCUUCCCUGGCAUCUUCAGCAGUCUGCCUCCACUCUGCCUCUUGACACCUCCCCCUCUGCUGCUGCCUCUGAGCCUGGACUGCUCUCUACCACAGACUGUUCCUGCUCACUAAACCCUGUUACCUCUUCUGCUUCCAACAUGUCCUUCUACCAAUCUGCUUCCUCUUCUCCCUCUGACCACUCAUCAUCAUCCCACCAUCAAUCCCCUGUCUCUGAGCCUUCUUCCCCUGGGGGUUCCCUUGGGGGUUCCCUAGCUGGUGCCUCCCACCGUGCCUCUGCAUCCAGCCAGUCCAUUAAUAUUCAAAGGGACAGAAAUGUUCACUGCAAGGAGUGCCCUUAAAUCUGUAUCUUUUACACUGGCCUAUUGUGUCGCCAUUUUAUUGUGUUAAUUAUGAAAUUCAUUUUUGCACCGUUUGAAUUUGAAAUAUCUUCCUGUUGUACGAUGGUUUGAGCAUCUUUUUUUUUUUAAGUGGAAAUACAAAUGAAAUUAUAAAUGAAUAUGAUUAGUAUUUGCUGCUGUUACUUUCAUCCCACAAACAAUGUGUCACUGAUUUUGCUCUUCCCCCACCCCCAAUCUGCAUUUGUGUUACAUUUCAUAGAAUCAUAGAAUUGUAGAGUUUCAUCUAGUCCAACCCCCUGAAAUGCAGGAAUCUCAGCUAAAGGAUCCAAGACAGGUGGCCAUCCAGCCUCUGCUUAGAAACCUCCAAGGAGAGUCCACCACAUUCCAAAGGCUUCUGUUGCACCGUCAAACAGCUCUCACCAUAAAAAAGUUAUUCCUACAGUUUAGUCAUAAUCUUUUGAAUCCAUUGGUUCAGAAUACCAAUGUCCUUUCCGUUGACAUAAACAGGGCAGAAUAGCAUAAUCACAAUGUAAUUUGCAUGCACGUAGCUCAGUUCGCACUGCUGUUCUAAUGAAAACUGAGCGCAUGUCGCCCUUUGACUGUUCAAUUAAAGGAGAAGAACAAGCACAAGCUGCGACCGAGUCUGGGCCACCCUGACAAUCUGCCCCAGCUGGAGGCUCUGUGCCAAGAGGAGGAGGAAAGGCAGAAGGAGCAGGCCAAAGGGAUCCGUCUAUCCACCAAGCAGCAAGAGGUACCUUUUUCUUUCAGAUUUGCCACCUCUUUAGAGUUCAGUGCAGAGAUGAAAUCAUUUAAGGUAUGGAGUGAUGGAGCUUCACUUAUCCAGACAUUUUCACUUGUGGGUCCGGUACUCUUGUCAUCAACUACUGGGACCAGAACAGUCUGCAGUUCAAGGGACGGGCUGCUUCCUUGGGUUGGCCUCUUUUUAUCUUUUAUCCACCAGACUUUAAAGAACAUAAGAAGCUGCCGUAUGUUGUGUAAGACCAUUGGUCCAUGUAGCCGAGUACUGCCUACAAUGCUUGGCAGUGGCUCGCAAUCCUCUGGUUCACAGGGUAAAAAAGGCAUGGCAUGCAUGAGAAAAGGAAGAGGAGGGAGGAGGGGAAAACAAGCUCAAGCUCCAGUUCUUAAAGUCACAACUGAUGACAAACUGAAGUCUUGCCCUUGAUAAAGGGUAGUCCCCUGAAACACUUUCCUCCUGUCCCAUCCGUACCCCCAGAUCAGACUGAGAAGCUGACCUGGUGACAGCAUCCAGGCCAGGAAGCCAGACCCAGUCUGAGUCUAGAAGGCAGUCAGAACCCCAAUUGAAAGAGAAGCCCUUGUAGAUUUUUACCUCCACACAACAUACACUGUGCCACUUGUUGUUCCCCAACAGGACUGUGUCAUCAACUGCGCCCAGAAAUUUGUCUCCAGCCUGGCCGCCACCACGGAAAAGAUGCUUGUGGAGAUGGAUGCCAGCCUCACCGUUGACGAUGUGCAGCAGGGAAGUACGUCCAGGGGAAUGUGAAUUCUGCCAUGGUUUCCUGACAGAAGGAGAGCUUACUUGUGCAGCAGAGGAAGGUGGCAAAGUGGACUGUAACACUGCAUACAGAUGGUGGGGAUAUCACAUUUGAAUGCUCUCUCAUAUAUGUACAUGAACAUAACAAAAAUUCACCGCAAGCACAAUUCUAGCAUGUUGGGAGAGAGGUUGUAAGUUAGCCCUCUGACUGCCAUCCUCAUUUUCUUUAUGCAGUAACCUUUAACUUUAGCAUUUUACACUGUUAGCUGUUCUGAACAGCCUUGGGAGGAGGGCAUUGUAUCAAUACAGUAGGCAAAUAAGUAAGCGCAGCCAGCGUGUUUUGCAUGUUCUUCUCAAGGGCACAGAGUAGGAAACUUGUGAGGAAGCAAAACACAGGAAGUGGACUUGCUGUGAGAGAAUGAAACCCUAAAGUGACAACUCGUGUCAAUUUCACUUUCAAUUUCUCUCUCCCCCAGUCUUAAGCUCAGUUUACCACCCAUCAUAACUUUGCAGUUAAUCUUAAAAAAAACAAAGUAGUUGUGGAAAUUCAUCUGUCUUUUAGUACAUUUUUUUUCCUAUUAAGUCACAUUUUUACAAGCAGUUUUUCCCUUAUGGAAAUUCACUUAUGCGUGAUGUCUUCAUACAUACAGGUAUUUUUAGACACAUCCUUUCCCCAAAUUUAAACUCAUUUUCCUACACAUUUUGUGGAGGGAGUGGAGAAUUGCAUUGGAAAAUUUAGCAAAAGAGAGUGUGAAUUUGGAAAGAUUGCUGUUUCAGUUUGCAUAUUGUUUGGGAGGUGCAGAUCAGACAGAGUUUGCAUUAAAAUGCAGACUGCGCUGAGUUUUAUCCCCCAUUCUUACAUUAGAAGCAGACUCCUAUCUUGCUGGUGUUAAUUUUGUUUUUUGUUUUUUGUAAAAGCUUUUUAUUUCAUUUUAUAAUGUAUAUUAAACAGUUAUAACAACAGAUGAGAAACAAAACUAUUAAAAUAGGCCCAUUGAAUGAGUACAGUUUUACAUGGAUUAAAAUAACAAAAGUCCAAGUAAAGAAUAUUAGUGUUACUAGAUUAUCAAGUAUUGUUCCAUAUCUGUCAGGCUUGUGACAAGGGUUAUCUUGACAGUGAUAGUUCUGCUAUACAGUGGUACCUCGGGUUACAUACGCUUCAGGUUACAGACUCCACUAACCCCGAAAUAGUGCUUCAGGUUAAGAACUUUGCUUCAGGAUGAGAACAGAAAUCGUGCUCCGGCGGCACAGCAGCAGCAGGAGGCCCCAUUAGCUAAAGUGGUGCUUCAGGUUAAGAACAGUUUCAGGUUAAGAACAGACCUCCGGAACGAAUUAAGUACUUAACCUGAGGUACCACUGUAUAUGUAAUGAAAGAAUGCCAGUACAUAUAAUUAAAAAUGUCUGCAGGCUCUAGUCCUUUUUGUGUGAUUUUCUCCAUUACAGCUAUAUUCCAAAGCAAGAGGUACCAAGUUUCCAGUGUAAGAUAUUGGACUGUUUUCCAUUAAGUUGCAAUUAUUAUUCAAGAUCAUAUACAAGACCAAUUCUUUCGACAAUAUAUAUCUACCUUGGUACCAUCAGAAAUAUUCAAUAACAGUGGCCUUUCUCUUGUGCCAGAGGUGGAAGUCUCCCGGGAAAAGACCUGUACCUUGAUCCGUCGCAAGAAAGCCGGCCUUUCCUUAGAAAGAGAAGAAUACAAGCUGGUGGCUGAGCGGGGAAGCAGGUAACAUUUUGAAGCCAUCUGAUGGGGGAGUUUGCAGGCAAUCCAUCCAUGCAGUAGAAUUUAUCUUGGGUUAAUUUGCUUUGUAGUCCCGUACUGAGUCCCCAGCAUCUGCAGUUCAAGAGUGCUUACAGAAUGGCAGCUCUUAGCACAGGUGUGCAGAGCCUCUGGCACCGCAGGCUAAAUUAGGCCUGCCAGUGUUCCUGAUUUGGCCUGCUAAACCAUUCUCCUCAUGCCUGGCCAUGUCUUUGUCAUGGGUGUGGCAGGUAAGAUGUCAUAUGUGAAGCAUAGGGCAGAUAAAGCCAUAACUGCAAAGGAAUAACCAGGAGGGCACGUCCAGUUUUUUCUGCUGAAAGCAGGAGACUGGCUGUCAUUUACUGCUGCCAGGUAGAUGCGAAGAGAUUAAUUGCAACUAUACCGCAAGGCAAUGAAAAGUAACAGGUGAUGCACACCAGGUGUGUCAUAAUUCUUCAGAAAUAGAAUCACAGAACUGUGCAGUUGGAAGGAAUCACAAAAGUCAUCUAGUCCAACUCGCUGCAAUGCAGGAUUCUCAACUAAUGAAACCCUGACAGAUGGCCAUCCAACCUCCGCUGCCAUAUUUUAAAUCACCUGCUAGAACUGGCUUCACCAAUCUGGAGGAGUGGCCCCUUUUGGAUCUGGCCCACCACAAAGUGGCUGCCUGCCCCUAAUUCAGCUGUAAGUUAAAUGCAGACAUGCAACUAACUUUCCACACUAUGUGGGGGUACAGUCUAGGGAUUGGCCAGGUUGGCCCACACCAAGGGCGCAGGACCAGGGGGGCACAAAAUUGUACCUCUCCAGUCUGCCUAGGAGUAGCUAGGAGCCUGCCCACUCUUCUGCAAGCUCCACUGCCCUGCAAGGGGUGGGGUAGGGGCACCAAUGCAUCUCUUUGUCAAGGGUGCAGGGGAUCCGAGGUACACCUCUGGGCAAACUGUUUUUGAAUCUCUACAUCCCUACCAUGUUCUUUUAAUGUUAAUGGAUAUUAACAUUAUCAGGAUUGAACUAGAUGACCCUCAGGGUGCCUUCCAACUCUACAAUUCUAUGGUUCUAUGAGACAGCUGUGAGGGUGGGAAAGAGACAGUCCCUAAACACAGUCCCUCUGAUAGUGAACUCGGGUGGUAAGUGCCCAUAGGAACGGAGCCAAAAUAGGGUCAUUGGAAAGCAACAGGGAUGCUAUCAACCUCUUUAAGAGAACCCCAGAACCGGCAGAAAAUAAAAGGGAGGGGGGAAACCAAAGCUGAGGAAUAGGAAACAUGGGAAGCUGCCUUAUAUUAAAUUAGGCCAUUGAGCCCUCUCUAGCUCAUUGUUGUCUACAUUGACUGGCAACAGCUCUCCAUGGAUUCAGGCAGGGAUUCUUUCCCAGUCCUACUGUUGGGGAUUGGAUCCAGGACCUUCUGAGUGCAAAGCAGAUUCUCUGCUGCUUAGCUGUGGCCCCUUCCCCAAAAGGACUGAGCACGCUUAGCCACAUACUAUUGAGUGUUAACUGGAAAAAAGAAAGGAAAACUGGGGGCAGGAUGGGUGAGGAAGGAAUCUUCUACUUAUAGGAACCAGGAUGGGGAUAAGGCAAACUGGCAUGAACCCUGAACAGUAGUAACGGGCAGUGAGGAUAAUGCUGCAAAAUUUUAUGGCUAGCCCUCCUUGUCCUUGUUUGUUGUUGUUGUUUAGUCGUUUAGUCGUGUCCGACUCUUUGUGACCCCAUGGACCAGAGCACGCCAGGCACUCCUGUCUUCCACUGUCUCCUGCAGUUUGGUCAAACUCAUGCUGGUAGCUUCGAGAACACUAUCCAACCAUCUCGUCCUCUGCCGUCCCCUUCUCCUUCUGCCCUCAAUCUUUCCCAGUAUCAGGGUCUUUUCCAGGGAGUCUUCUCUUCUCAUGAAGUGGCCAAAGUAUUGGAGCCUCAGCUUCAGGAUCUGUCCUUCCAGUGAGCACUCAGGGCUGAUUUCCUUAAGAAUAGAUAGGUUUGAUCUUCUUGCAGUCCAUGGGACUCUCAAGAGUCUCCUCCAGCACCAUAAUUCAAAAGCAUCAAUUCUUCGGCGAUCAGCCUUCUUUAUGGUCCAGCUUUCACUUCCAUACAUCACUACUAGGAAAACCAUAGCUUUUACUAUACAGACUUUUGUUGGCAAGGUGAUGUCUCUACUUUUUAAGAUGCUGUCUAGGUUUGUCAUUGCUUUUCUCCCAAGAAGCAGGUGUCUUUUAAUUUUGUGGCUGCUGUCACCAUCUGCAGUGAUCAUGGAGCCCAAGAAAGUAAAAUCUCUCACUGCCUCAAUUUCUUCCCCUUCUAUUUGCCGGAAGGUGAUGGGACCAGUGGCCAUGAUAUUCGUUUUUUUGAUGUUGAGCUUCAGACCAUAUUUUGCGCUCUCCUCUUUCACCCUCAAUAAAAGGUUAUUUAAUUCCUCCUCACUUUCUGCCAUCAAGGUUGUGUCAUCUGCAUAUCUGAGGUUGUUGAUAUUUCAAUUUGGGAGGGUUCUGUGUGUGUUAUUUGAUUGAUUGAUUGAUUGAUUGAUUGAUUAAAUGUUUGUUUGUUUAGGACCUGGCCUGGAAUCCCAAGAACUACCCUGGUGGGUUUUCCAAACCAGAUCAUCUGUCGAGAAACCACCUCACUGACGACAUCCAAGACCACCCUGGGUCACAUGGCAGCAGUGGAAAAAAGGGAUGCUGUUUAUGUGGUAAGGAACUGUGGGGAAAAUGCUGUGGCCUCAGCAGCUGAUAGGAAAAACAGUUGCUAAUGUGGGGUAGGAUUCCAUGCAAAAGCAUUUCAUGAAUGGUCGAAGUUGGAAUUAUUAAUUACUUUUGUUUGUUACUUACUGCAAAAAAUGUCUCAAAGUGACUUACAAGUAUAAAAGCAUGAAUACAAAAUGUAAAAGGAAUUUAAAAAUAUUCAAUGAACAUCAGUUAAGUAAAUGUGCUACCCUUCAGCCUGGUUCAGAGGCUCCAGCAAAAUGCUGCAACUAGAGACUGUUGAUUGGGACAGCCUAUAGCCAGCACAUAACUCUGGUGUUCAAAAGCUUGCACUGCCUGCCCCUUCCAAGUCUCUUUCUGGUGUAAUUAAAGAAUAACUUCACCAUUCUAUCCUUGUGUUCCAUCCAAGAACAGUUCUCCCAGUUUUGGAGACUAUCCACACAGUAUAAUAUAAUACAGUGGUACCUCGGGUUAAGUACUUAAUUCGUUCUGAAGGUCCGUUCUUAACCUGAAACUGUUCUUAACCUGAAGCACCACUUUAGCUAAUGCAGCCUCCUGCUGCCGCCGAUAAUUAUUUUUUAUUUAUACCCCGCCCAUCUGGUUGGGUUUCCUCAGCCACUGGGCGCUUCCCAACAGAAUAUUAAACAGGAUAAAACUUCAAACAUUAAAAACUUCCCUAAACAGGGCUCCCUUCAGGUGUAUGUGUGUAUACACUGCAUUAAUCCAGAAACAUAAUGCCUAGGGUUGUCUCCCACUCAGUCCUAAUCAGAAUUGAUGCACUGAAGUUAAUGAGCAUAACCAAGAUCCUUUUAUUUCAGUUAAUGGCUACACAAAAGAGUAAAGCCGCAAGAUAGCAGCUACACACCAGUAAACAGCUUCAAUUGGCUAGCUAAACUAAGUGCGAGUAGCUAAUGGAUCUCAGACCCUGAGUUAGGAGUUAGGAACUUCCCCUGCAUGUGAAGGCAGGCUGGUGGAUUGAGCGGACAAGACCAAUAAUGGGUCCAAUGGUCAAGAAGGCGGUUUCUGCAUGUACUGUAGAGAAAAGUGAGGGGCAGAUGAGGCUUGUCAACCUGGGAAGGUUGCUCAUCUUGGAGAAGGAAAAGUCUGAUCCUGAACAUCUGCUGCCUUGCGACUAUGCAGACAACAACGAAUUUAUGUGUGUCUAAUUGAUGCACGACUGCGCACUCAUAGCACAGCAACCUGGAAGUGGUCGGAAAAGGUGGAAGAAUGGGGCAGUGGCAGAAUGAGACAGAGCAGGCGGGGGUCAGGAAUGUAACCACCGCGCAAAUCGGUAGUUGCAUGUACCCAUUUGUGUAAAAGGCUUUGGGAAUAAAUCCCAAGGAAGAAUGUGAACCCAUUACCUUGUGGAACAUGUUUAGGAGAAGAAAAGGCUAAGGAGUAAACCCUACACAAAUCCAGAGUGAAGUCCCUAAGACGGUCAGAUGGCGCCUUAUACACCUCCUUCUGGAAACUCCUGCCCCCAAGCUGAUAUCAAAUAUAUUCGUCUGCUGUCCUUUGGACCACAUCAGCUAGGCCAAGAGGGGGGUCUUGUCAUCUGGGCAGCUCAGGACCUCCAUACACACUGCCUAGGCUUGUGCUCAGGAUAGGUAAUUUUGGUACUGCUAACACAGCAAAAACAAUGGAUGAGGCAGCAGUUAUGAGUUACUGGUCUCUGUGGCCACAGCAGGUGCUGUAAUUCUUCAGUGGUUUGACUUCAACCCUGGAGGUGCACUCUAUUGUCUCUUGAGACAGAUAGAUGCCAACAGCUCUUGAGUGGGCUCCAUCUCUGGAAUCUGAGUGCAUAAUCAUUAAUGGAAAUUAGGGGGAGUUUUGUGUUUUUUUAAACUCCAUCCUUCAGUCACCCUAGGUGUGAGUACAGAAAGAUAGAUUCCUUCCUUCCUUCCUUUUAUUUGCAUGUGGCAAGGACAUUUCCCAGCCAAAGGAAUGCACAUGACAAAGAGUUAAUUCUUUAUUUAUUGUCAUAGAUAACAAUAACAGUUGCUUCUAUAGCUCUGGAGACCUAUGCACACCAGUCUAGCAUCUGGGCAGCUAUUCCCAGGUUUUGUGCUCAAUGGAGCAGUUGCAGCAUCUGCAGAACACUCCCCCCCCCCCAGUUUAUGUACCUUCCCUUGAUGGGCUGUGCACAUGUAGCUGGAGACCACACCUGUGUGGAAGCUGCUUUUGCUCUUCCUGCUUCAGUUCUCUCCUGGUUCUGGGAAGCAGUGGUGCAGGGGAGGGAGGGGAAGCACCCAACCUUUCACUUUCCUGGGCUGCCUCUUCCUCCAGCUCUAAAGCUUCCCCUGCCUCUAAUUCUUGCAUCCUGGCUAGUACUGGUCACCACAGACUACUGCCCCCUUCUCCCGAGUCAGACUCCAGCCCUGCUUCCCCCAGGGCAUACUCACCAGUGUCUUGCCUUACUGACCUUGACAUCAUGCCACUCUUCAAGCGUGCUUAAAGCAGCUUACAGAAUAGCAUAACAAGACACCACAACAGCAAACAUGACAACAUACCAAAAACACAUUUCAGUACUAUACAUAUAACAAGACUGCAUAAACAACACCCAGCAUCCAAUAGUAAAAAUGCCAAGGGAACCUGACUGUUUCACCUUUGUCCCAGAAACACCCCUCCCAUGCAGUUUCCCCCCACUCCCUCUCCAGUGGCGACUUUCAAGGCUUCCAAAGGCAAAUAUGGAUUUCUCUGGUCCUUAUUUUGCAUUUUCUGGGGUUGUGUUGCUCACACAGGGAUUCAAGGAACUGUUGGAGGUGGAAUUUGCCAGGAUUAAAAAGGAGAAGACAGCCCUUCUAAUGAAGGCCCAGCACUGGACAGACUGGUGGAAGAAGUCAGUGCAGAAGAUCAAGCAGCUCUACGCAUGA